CUACAUCAGACUAUGUGUUGGCUGUUUUUCAAGGUGUGUGUGAGACAUUUGGUUUCGGUUUUGGUUAUUUGAUUGCCUUUUAAUUAAACAUUUUGCAAGCAUAAAGACUGUAAAUAUGGAGCACCGAGGCGUUGUUAAAUAGAGAACAGCCCUUUUGUUUUCCUACAAUUUUUCUUCUGUUUAUAGGUUGAAGGUUUAGUUAUAGGACGAAAUAAAUAACUUGCACCACUGUAUUUUGAGCAUCAGGAGAGCUUCAGCUGGAAAAAAAAGGUUGCCAUCUAUUCUGUUUGCUGUAGGGAAGCUAUUUUCAUUUUUAAACAACACAAAGUUACAGGAAAUAUUUCAUCUUUUGCAAACUCUCUCCCCCUAUGCAGCCUUUUCACUGCUCAGCUGAUGACUGUGUGUGAACUAAGGGCCCAUUUAUGAACCUACAACAGCUUUUAACACCCAGAAGCAUUUCCUGAGUUUAGCAUAAAUGCACAUCAAACAGAAUCCUAAUCCUUUAAAGUGCAUAAGCUGACUAAUCAAAUAAAAUCAGGUGAGAAGAGGUAUGAUUCAGGACAAUCUUUUCCUUCCCCUCCUCUUUCUCAAUCAUUACAGUUUAGUGUUGGAUCCGUAGAAACUGUAAUUGACGUAAAAUUACUAGAUAAUGUUGAUAUUGAUUUGAGGACGUCACCUCAGCACAGUCUCUAAUGCAUGACUUUUACUUGAAGCAGAGAAGUUUUACUGAUAGUACUCCUGCUUAAAUAAUGGUUAUUCUGUAAUUGCCUCUCUGCGGGAUUAUUAUACAUGUAUAAUUUAGCGAAUUUGGCUGAUUUACAUUUACUUCUUUUCUAAAAAGAACAUGCAAACAAAAAUGAAAAAGAGAAAAACUGCAUAUAGAAAUGCUGUCAUAUAGUCCCAAAUUCCAUGUGAUGCCUUGUGUUUUUGUGCACCAGUGUGUUUGUGUGUGUGUGUGCGUGUGUGUGUGUGCUGGAGAGAGAACCUUAUUGUUUGUCUGUUAGCUCAGAGCUAAACAGAUGCGUAAAUAGAGAUAGGAGAGCCAAGCCACAUCAGAUUAGACCAAACAAGAAAAAAAUCAAACUGUCUCUCUCACUCACACACUCUCUAACUCUCUCUCACACACACACAUAUACACACACUCACAGACAAAAAGUAACACAAGGAAAACAAACAGAUAUCAGCAGAGCAAUGUGCCUCAAUCACACGUCCAACCUUUAUCCUACACAACAGGAAAACUCACUCCUGAGCUCUAACUAACAUGUAAAUAUAUUCAGCUAGUGUGUGUGUGAUACAAAAGCAUACCGACACGCACUGUGGAGAAAAUACUGUGAUGACGCAUACCAUCACAUGCCUCAUAAAGCCUAAUGUUGCCAUUCCAAUAUCUCCAUAGGCCCCAGGCUAAACAGAGGUUGCCAUAAAGAUGGGAAUAUGGGGGUGGGGGUGGGGGUUGGAGGGGUGAUGAUGAAUUGAUUGAUGAAUCUAAAUGAAGAUGAAUGCACAUGGCAAAUACAGAUAACAAGAGGAGUAUGAAGAGUAGAGCAGCUGCUUCACCUUUCCACAUAGCAGAAAAUAUGAAUAGCUGAUGUGUAUCUAGCCUAUUAAUACAGCAGCAGCCGCGACAGUGAACGCACCACUGAAGCAGAUAUGGAUCCCUUAUCACAAAUUGUACGGCACAGAAUUAGUGGCCACCGCUCUUUCUGUACCAUAUGGAGGCUUAUCAGUGAGCCGGCACGCACUGAUCAGACUAAUGGCCCAACAUCUUAACCUUUACUGCCAUAUGGGCUGUAUCCUUAAACUGACCACAGAUCAGUGUACACAAAGACUAUCAGCACUCUGACUUCUUAAUUGUUUUGAAAGCAUUUCGUCACAACACAUGCUGAGUCAGACCAUCUUUAUAACAAACUGACAGUUCACUCCAUUUUAUUUGAACAAUCUUAACACACUCUUUUGUUUAUGGCGUUUUCUUCCCAAAGUGAAUAUUUUGGGGUUUGGGGUGUUAGUCCUCCAAAACAAGAUUGCCCCCCUUUUCUCUUUCUCUACUUUUAAACUGACCUACUUCAUCUAGAAAAUAUACUAAUGAAGUCAUCAAUAAUGAAUGUUACUCUAGAUGCUGCUAAAGUUACAAUGUUUGUAAUUGCACUUACAAAUGUCUAGUGCUGCCUGUGCCCACUAGAGGUCUUCACAGGUAUACCUGCACCCAGGACCUGACACCCCACAAACACAGAUUUUGGUCAACAUUUCGUUGUCGUCAUUCAGCUCCUUUUUGGGCUUUCAUCUAUAAUCACAAGUCACAACGGUAGCGUAGAUUAAGUAUGUUCCGUUCACAUAGAUCCACACAUCUGAGGCUAGCCAAUCCACAUAUGCAAAGAGUCAGGUCUGUUAUCCUGGUCAAAACAGUCUGGAUUUUUUAUUUCUCAAAAUUAUCAGGGUAAAUCUGAACUUCUGAAGAAAUUUUGAAGUCCAUAUGGUUUGGCUCUGUCAUUUUAAACCCAAUUAUAUCCAGAAACAGAAAAAUGACAUAGUUUAAUGCUCUCACAAUGACAGAGGAUGACGUCUCAGAGUUCUUAAAUAAGAGAAAACACCUCCUGAAGCCAAAACGUAUCUGCAUAACACUAAUUUUGGGUGAAUGGCCAUUCAAAAAAUGUUAGAAACAAAAAAAGUAUUGUGGUUGACACACACAGACACACACGCAAAAUCACACAAACCGUGAGUGACCUGGCGGCAUAUUGGGCAUAAUGAUGACUGUGUUUGGGAGAGUGAUGCAGGAGUCAGGACAGAUCUUUCAAAGUCUGAUAAAGGGGACGUCGCCUCGAGGCAUUGAUCCAAGUUAAGACACACACACACACACACACACACACACACACACACACACACACACACACACACAAACAAAAUACUUGUUUAUGUCCUCUGCAGCGUGUGUAUGUGCCUUGAAGUCAGUCUCAUAUUGAUGAUUGUUCAAUUAGAUGGAACUGAUGUGUGCGUCCAUCAUUUACCAAACCUCUGGGGGAUGACACAUUUCUAUCAAUACAGAGAGACCUUUGCCCCACUGCCUCUAAAGCUGCAGCUGCACUGAAACACUCUAUCCAUAUAUAUAUAUAUAUAUGUGUGUGUGUGUGUGUGUGUGUGUGUGUGUGUGUGUGUGUGCGUGUACUUGUGCUGAGAAGGUUAAACUCCAAUCAUAAGAUCAUUUAGUGUAAACCGGUUUACAGUCUGCAGAUGCUCUCAGGGUAACUAUGACUUCAUUGAUUAGAGCUGAUCUCAGAUCACACACAGAGAAGAAAAAAGAAAUGAAAAGGGAUGAGUGAAGGGAAGAUUACAACGCAUUUCACAUUCGAAAUCCUUUUACACAUUCUGCAUCCCCUAGAGAUCCACCUUAGGAUGAUAAAAGAGCGUAAACAACAUAAAAUUCUUCUCUAUUCUUCAACAGAUGGUUUUUAAAAAGUUACUUCAACAUAAAUAUUUCACUCCAGCUCUGAAACCAAACAUGAGGAGUUCACCAACUCCGCCGCAGUGUUAUGAAGCCUGCAUGUUCCCUCAGCUCUCCACAAGCUGCUCACACAUGGUCACUGACAUGCUACUGUGGUAUAGAUUUCUCGUCCGCGCGCACUCGCAUGCACACAGACGCACACACACAUACACACAUAUAUACACACGCUGCAGCUCUCUAUGCAUAGACGCACUGCCGGCAGGGUGACACUCACAUGUGGAUCCACAGACGCUGGUGUGGUGUGGUGUGGCGCCUCCGUUUUGCUUGGAGAAGCAGAAAGAGGCGAUAUGAGGGAGGCAGGAGGGAAAAAAAGGCAGGACGGCGAGGGAGGGAGCAAGGGAUGGAUGGAUGGAUGGAUGGAUGGAUGGAGGGGAGGAAGAGAGGGAGGGGAAAUGCGGAGGGACGCAAGGGAAAGAGGGGAAGCGGGAAGGAGGGGUGGAUGGGGAGGCAAUGAGAGGGCUGAGUGGGUCUAGUAAAUAUUUAUAUUGCAGCAUGAUACGCGGGAGUGAAAGAGAGGGGAGAGAGGGAGAGAAAGGGGGGGAUAUAGAGCGUCCAUCCUUUUAUUAAUUUUAUUCCGGACCACUAAGUUUAGCAUUCAACACGUGUCGCCAGUGAUGGAGAGAGGGAGGGAGGGAAAGAGGGAGGAGGAAACGACAGAGAGAGAGGGAGAGAGAGAGAGGUUGACGGUUGCUAGGUGACGGGGCGCAUAUACUGAAUUUUAACAAAAGAACAGGGAAAGAGGGAGAGGGAGAGAGAGAGUGUGUGAGAGAGAGUGGAGAGGAGAGAGGGAGGGAGAGAGGUGAAGAGAGAGAUCGGAGAAAUUGAAUACAUGUAGAAGAUAUAUAUAUUUUGAGAUAUAUUUUCCCCGCGUGCGUGUCCGUGUGUGUGUGUGUGAGUGUGUGUGUGGUGGCGGCGGCAGUGGCGGCGGUGUUUGUGGUGGUUGAGGGGGGGAACACCCGCAAAACGGAUACCUCAAAAAGGAAGGAUGUGAAAAAGGAUGGAGGGACGCAGGAAAAGAGGGGGGAAAGGCUGGUGAAAAACAGUAAGUACAUUUAUUUGAAUGGCAUUUGCAGUGCGGAGGCAUUUCACCCCGCGCACACAUUGACUCUGUACUGCUUAGAUGAAUUGCGGCUUGGGCAGUGAGCGAGUGCUCCGCGUCAUUGAGACAGGCAGAAGGGGCUCGGGUGUCGGCAUCUGGACGGCCGCUGGUGAUGGAGAGAUGGAUGGCAGGGGACGGAGAGGUGGAAACGGCCGGCGCACGGGGGCUUUGACCCCUCUGUCAUUGCUGCGCCUGAAAACUCACGAGCCUCUUCUUAGCUUCUUUACGCAUAGGUUUCUCACGGCAACCGGCACAGAUAUCCAAACCAAACACACACUCAUUUUACCGGCAGUCCAAUUAGUCAUAUAGACUAAAGCUUUAGGCUGUGAUUUUGUCUGCCAGGAAUUUUCCAUGCAUUAUUAAUAAAGACAGAGUUUGGGUUCCGUUUAAGUCUUCAAACACCGGCGCUGGCUGCAGUUUCCUCCUCACUCUGCUGCGGAUGUAUUAAUUGAGGUGAUCAUAUCUGUUGAUGCUCAUUUUCUCAGGCUGCGUGGUCAUUGUUAGUGCCCGAGUGUGCGUGUGUAGGUUAUGUGUGACAGCUUAUGUAGCCACAGCUAAACCCGCAAGAUUGCCGAUCAGUUUUUCCCCCCUCUUGAUCUAUUUAUAUCCCGAUACGCUAAAUAUUUGGGCGUAUGGCGGUACACUGCUAUCCCUCUGCUGCCACCGAGGAAUCUUCCCCAACGGACUGACUUGCCUGAAACACUCUCAGACAGCUGGAACAGGCGGUGUGUUUUUUUUCUUUGCAGCUGCAUGGGUGAAGGAGUGUGUGAGAGACUUCACUCUGUAGGUAGAUUCCGAAAUUUACAUUCCCUUCGGGUCCUCAGAUAACUUUUGUUUUUGCCUUGCAGUAAUUUGAUUGAAGAGAAGUGAAUGCAGGAGCAAAUACACACCAGCGGCAUCACCAGCAGCAAAAAACACACACACACACACACACAUACACAGACAGACACACACACAUACACAGACAGACACUCACACACAAACACGAAAUAAGGCCUUGGACCAUGAGACCACCAAGGAGGAAGAUGCUGCUGUUGGCAUGCUGAAUGCAAAAGCACAGUGUUGCUUCUCUUGCAGAUUUGCUGCAGAGUGCAGGAUCAAAUACACUGGCCUGCAUUGUGAGGCCAGUCACCCAGAUGGAAACUGGAAUUAAUGUGUUAUUUGUUUUUUCAUUUCUGUGGGUCCUCUCAGCUGAAUUCUCAAGCUGAUAUCCAUUUCAAUCAGCGCUUUCACCCACAGGUGAUGCUCCAAGAGCAGUUCAUGAUUUUCUGUGCAUUUCCCACACAGGCCAAUACUGCAGCAGUUUCCUGCAUGCACUGCUGCCCGUAAAGCGCUGCCUUCAGUGUCAGCAGAGCUGAUCCAUCGUGUAGUUGCCCACAGAGAUCUGUACUGUACCAGCUGUGAGUAGGGGUAAGACAGGAGGGGAGGGGGGAGGUGAUGAGAAAGACAGAAGGUGUGGAGGAAAGAGAGAUAAGAGAAGGUGUGAGGAGGAAGACGAGGAGAAGGAGGAGGUGGAGAGAAGGCAUGAGGAGAAGGCUGGGGUGAGAGAGUGGAGAAGCAGCAUAACCAAGAGGAGAGUAAAAAGAAGGCUGGAAUUGAAUAUCAGAGGGGGGACAUGGUUGGAAGGCUCAGGAGCCCAGAUGAGAGGGAAUAGAGUCAACAUUUGUGCGCCUGUUGUCUCCAACCCCCCUGCUCUUCAUCAAUUUCACCUCAUUGAUUCAUCGACGUUUGCAGAGAAAACCUUCAAGCUUAGCUCACCCCCCCACCUCUGCUUGUCUCUCUUUUCUUCUGCCAAUCCCCCUGUUUCUUCCCGCCUCAAUCCUUCCCGUUUCUUCUCUCACCCCUGCAACCUGUGACUUCCUCUGCACUGUUUCCUCUUCCCUCUCUUUUGCCCGCCUCCCCUUUCAUCAUGUGUUUGAUGCAACAUUAGCGGAUAGUUUCCUCGAUCCUGCCGCCCACCGAAAAGCCCCUUUACCACCCUGUGCACCCACUGUUCUUUUUAAUACCACUAAUUAAGGUAAAGCUCGUUAACACAGAAACAUCAAUUAGUGUUUAACAAGAUCAGAGUCUGGAGUUUUGGAGCGAUCACAGUGCUCCCCUCACCCAACAUUACUCUCUGUCUUUGCACACACCAUGUUGUAUUGAUGACUGUGUUGCAUAUUCACUUUGGCCUGCAGCACUGGCCUGCCAAGAGGUGUGCAGGCAGGCAGGCUGGUGUCAUAAGAGGUUUGGGUAGUUAGCUUAAUGUAUGUCAUGUAAAAACCUUAAAAGAGUUCCUCAUAGCAAAAGAAUUUAAGAAUAAUUUAUACAAAGCUAUAUUUUCUCUGGUAGUGUCUCUAAAGCGUUGCUCAUUAGGUAAAUUGUUGUGAUUUCAGAAUAAAAUGCCCCCCGUUUAAAUCAGCAGGGGACUCAGACGAUCAAAUUGCCUGUUUCCAAAAUUAAGCGCCAUAGUCUAAAUUGGGUAUGUAAGUAUAAUUUAAUUCAUGGCUUGACUUUAGUUUAUAAAAGCCUGAUCACUCAGAAACAAAUGACAGUAAACAUCAAUCAAGCGCAGUUCAGUUUCAUCCUAAAACGUCACUUUUAUCAGCGAGUGCAAGUCUUUCACACAUUCAAGAAAAGAGAAAGUUUGGAAUAAAUAUGAAAUAUUGUCAGAUUUGAAAGUUUGUCCGUAGACUUUUAUAGACUGAAAAUAAAUCAAACUGUGGGAAUUCAGGCUGAUCUGCUGAGACAGGCAGAAAUGUUUGAUUUCUGUUUGUCAGGUUAAUCAGAUCUUGUGGGCUCUAGGAGCUGAUGGAUUGAUUAGAUAGGUGACAGAAAAUUGAUCAGCAAUGAUAUGAUUUAAAAAAAACCUAUAGAUGUUGUUAAAGCGAGAUCAGUGAUGGAUGAUGAAUCGUUUUCAGCGGGGUUCAUGUGUUCCUGUGCGAGAAGUUUCUGCUGUUCUGUUUGACACGUUUGUAAACUGGAAAUCUUUGGUCUGUUUCUCAUUCAGAAUAAAAACAGUGAGGAGUUUUGACUGUUUUUGACAUUUCAUGUACUUAACAGAAUACCGAAUUAUCCACAGAUUCAUCAAAAUGGACUACACGUCAAUGAAAAAUAAGACUUCUUCAAAAGGAUUCUUGGACUUCUUUGUUCACCACAUUAAUUUAGUUACCAAGUAAAGGUAACAGCAAUCCAAGGAAACGCUGUGAAUACGUUCAGUACUGAUAUCUGCUCGACAACAUUAGAAAUAGACACUUUUUCUUCCAGACUGGUUCAGCUUUGGUUAUCUUUAGCUGAUGUGUUUUUAUGGCUGCCAGGCUCUGAGCGAUGACUCAAAGAAUCUAACACACGUAAGACGCAAUGGUUACAUCGUGACAAGUUAGAUAUGAAUAGAAAGAGAAAAAACAUUUGUUUGAGAUGGGAAUCUGAGCAUCAUUUGAGAAGUUAUGAGAGUCCUGUGUCGCUACAAACCGAGAUCUUUAAUUUCAGUCUGAACUACCAGAGCUAACUGCUGGGUCAUGGCAGAUGGCCGUCACAGAUGAGUCCAGUGCUGCUGGAGUUUCUGCCUGUAAUGACCAGGGGUUGGAGGAGCACUACAAGAAUUAUACUACAUUUGUUUGAGAUUUACUUUAAAUACUGAGAGCUUAUAAAUGGGAUAAGUAAGACAUGACCCCCAAAUAAUUAAAAGCUAUUUUUUAAGCUUAAGGAUAACUUGAAUAUCCAAAGUGGAGUUAGUGAAUAUUUUUUUUAUUGCGCCCCCUUUUCUGUGUUUGUAAAGAUUCUGUCUGAAGUAGAGACUCCUGUAAACUGUCCAGGAGAGCUUAUACUACAAUGAUCAGGUUGUAGCUCACAGCCUGUCCUGCUGUUGUUGGGAAGAGGAGUUCAUUUUGUAAAAGCAAUGUUCUGCUGAUGACUUAUUGACCUGGGAAGAUCAAAUCUGUUGGUAUCUUUCUAAAUUUAUUUAAGUCUUUCUUGUUGUGAUCUUAGCACAGAAAUCCGUUUUUUUUUCUCACUUACACUCAUGCGUCAGUUCGACUGCCAAUCAAGUGGUAGACAUGCGGCAAACAGCUGGCAGUCAUACUGUUGAUAGAAAUCCUUUUCUCUUUUCAGUUUUUCUCCACGGUAAUAGAUGCAAUGAACAAUGAAGUGGAGUACAACAGUCCUCACUGAAAAUACUGAAGUAGAAUCACUGAUUUCAAAAUUUCACAAUAAAGUACGAGUGAACAAAAAGCUACCUAAGUACAGAAACAUGAGCACAUAGUUACUGGUGGUUGCUAAUGUGGAUUUAUGUUGGAUCCCUUAAUACUAUUAGCUUGGUGUCGACCAGCUCGAAACUACAAUGAGGUAACUAUUGUGAUUUAGUGCUAUAUAAAUAAAAACUGAUUGAAUGAGUAACAGGUUUAUGUUUUAGGUGUGAUAGAGGAUGUUUUUAUCAACUAAGCAUUAUGCAGUGUUUCAAAACAAAAUGUUGUGCUGUAGAUAUCUAAAAAUCACCAAAGCAUCCUCACGGUGUUUUGUAAGGUGGCAGCUGCUUUGGUGAGGCAACCCCUGAGGUGCUGCCCCAGGUCUCAACACAACCCAACUGUAGACCAGGACCAGCAAAGACCAUAAAACACACAGUGCAGGUGCAAAGGCAGAAAGUAAUUUAACAAACAGGUGGGGACAGAGGGACGGCUGGCAGACAGAUUCACAGACAAAAACACAAACAGGCAUGAACCUGCACAUAACAGUAAGAGAGAAUUUAGCCUGCACACCCUGCACAUAGUCACUAUCAAACAGGUGUACACACACACAAACACGCACACUCAAAAACCUGAGCCAAAGCCCUGCGGGUUGUUUUGGGAAUACAAGUCUGGAGGCAGCUAGCAGGCACACAGCUUCACAUGGCUGCAUGCAAUACACAGUCGCACACACUCGGAGAAAGCACAUUCAGGCAAAUACCCAAGGGUAUGCAGACACACACACACACACACACACACACACACACACACACACACACACACACACACACACUGUGAAUGGUAUAGAGCACAUAAACACCAGUCACAGUUUUAAGCGAGAGAGGACCUUGGAACCUAAUCUAUGAGAGUCACACACUUGCAGACGUUAUACCGGAUCUGCACAAUUAGGAGUUGACAGGCACAGAGGACAUAAGGAAGUAAUGAAAGAUCACGGCAAGGUGCGCAAGGAGGUUUUGCGCCACACAGCAUUUUGCAGUGCUGCAGCCGUAAUGACAGAUGGGGCAGGAAGUGACAGUAUAAGUGGUUAUUAAUAUGAGGAAAUGGGGACAUUUAUAAAACUAUGUUAACCUGUGUCGGUGGCCCAUGUUGCAUGUCAUCCAGGGCUGCUGUGUCAUGCCCGUGUAAGACAUGAUCUGUAAGACUGAAUGUAGAGGAGGCUUUGUUACAAGCUUUUAUCAUUUCUCUUCUCAGAGAACCCAGCAGCUGGCAUUUACGGAAAGCUUUGUACUGGAGUGACUUUGCCUGAUUUAUGUGUGCGGGUUUGGGUGCAAAGUUGAACCUGUUUUACCUCCUUAUCGCUACAUGUAAAAACAGCUUUGACUGUAUUUUCUUUCGAGUUUAAAUGUGAAAUUCCCACAUAAACAGGUGCUGACUUUACAGCUGUCACUAAUGCAAAUAUGUGCGUUUGCACCUGAAUGGAAUUUGCACAGUGUGUUAUCUACGGUGAAGCAAGAAGGGGAAGACAAGAGAGGAAGAGGGAAUGUCAGCACAGAGAUGGAAGAAAGCCUCAGAUGGAGAUAGUUUGAUGUUUCCGGGCUCUUCUUAAUGUGCUUCAUCUUUGCAUGUAAAUAGCUCCAGCUUCUUAAACAGGCCCUGUGAUUCGAGGCAGUCUCACAGAUCCUCUCCUGGUUUUUUGACAGUGAAAAGAACGAAAUGUACAAUAUGCUUGGAAUGCAGGUAUUCUGACUCAGGGUCGGGAUUAAUUUGUUCUCAAUUCGCCUUGUGAGGUUUCAUUAUUCAAAUUGAACAUUUUUUCACAUCCAAGUCUUCUUUAGUCUAUCUCCUGAAAGGUGAUUAGGAAUGACUGCUCUCUUUUCAAUUAUGUAAUAGCAGUUUCAAUCCUUUUUUUUUUUUUUUUUGAAUGAGGCAAUAAAUGUCCUCAACCUUGGCUUGGUGCGAUGUGCUUCAUGUUAUCUGAGGCGUAUUCUCUGACAAAGGCUUUAGCUUUGUGGAAUAAAGACACUCAAGUUUUACGCUGAGUAGUGUUGGAAGGAAGCAAGGACAACAGUCGCUGAUGGAGGGUGCUCUGUGUCAUCCAUGCCCAGAAGUUAAGACUGCUGAUUACAGCACAUAAUGUUCAAUAAGUGGUGUCACUGUGAAAAUGAAUCAAACUCAUCUUUUUGGUCUUGUGUGUGUACUUUCAUGUAUCAUACUCAUUUGUGCUGUCUUCCCUUUGGUGUGAUUUCACAGCCUUAACAGUGUUGACUCAUCGUUGAAGUGCUAGUGCACCGCUAACGAAAAUCCCGGCAUAUUGGCCGAGUGGUAAAAACAGGAAACCUCCCAUCAUCCCAACUCUGAACAUCACAAAGACAUUUUGAGUCACUGCCAAAAAUAGAAUUAACACUAAAGGAGCUUAUUGUGCUACAAAAAUAAGCGUUUGUUUUUUACACGCUAAUCAUCAGUGAACUGCAUUUGUUUACAAGCUAUUGUUGGUCAGUGCUAUCAGAGGGUUUGAUUUCAUUAAAACUGCUGUUUAGGGCGUGUGUCGACAGUUCAGCAUUAUCUACAGUCAGUGAGGUGGUGUAUUCCUGUGUCAUUUCUACUUUGAAAGUAACUUAGAGGCAACAGCAAAUACUAUCAACUGAACUUUUUAUGGACCUGAAAAGAUGUUUGUUCACAAUCACAAGUGUUGAAGAAAAGACUAUCCUGAAUUUAAAUGCAAAAGAGACUCGUCCACUGGCCUGCAAAACAGCUCAAUUGUGGAUUUCAAUCAUAGACUAUACAUACUAUGGACAUCUUGUUUCCACGUUCUGCCUGUAUAAGGAUUUGAAGCCGAAAAGCUCUCGGUAAUUCUGAGAUUUUUCUCCAUUUCCUGAAACUACCAUUGGGCAGUAGCAUUGUACACAUUCAGCAGAAGAGUCGCCGUGAGUCGCUGUAAUGUCGGUUGGCGCGGAUAGCAUACUCCCCAGUUGAGCUACGCAAUCUUCGUACACCCAUAGGCUGUAUUAAGUGUCAAUCAUAGAAAACAUGAACCCCCUAAUAACUUUUAAAAAUGGAGCUGUACAGAAAAAAAAGGACUUGAGCACAAACCAGUCUUACAAUAACUACAUGUCAACAUCACAAGCAGGGGGAGAAAAAUUUAUAUUGUGUAAUAAAUUCAGUUUGUCCACAGUUCCAUAAGGAUGGCUGGUGGAGGCAGGAUUUAUGACCUAGACUGCAGCCCGUCACCAGAGGGUGCUGUUCUCAGAGUGGCUUCACCCGAUGAGGAGGCAGAUGUUAUCCAUUCUAUAUACAGUCUAUGAUUUCAACACAUUGCCCACUUCUAAUCAGGCAAAUAUCCAAUCAUAGUUCAGAUCACUUUGGUUGCCAAUCACAUUUCAAGAGGGUUAAGGCUACUCCUGGCCACCCUUGGACUUGCCCCUGCUUUACAGCUGUUUUAUCACCCUUCCUUCUGUUGUUGUUGAGCUGUCUAAUUUCUGAUAUCCCAUUAUGUGUACAUUGCUCCCUCCUGGCUCCCUGCAGUCUUUGAUGAGAUAGGCCUACUAUUUCGUCAUGUGUCAAGACAUGGGGAGAAAAACCUGACUUAGAUUUCUGUUCAUUUAUUCUUGCUGUGAAACAAACAUCACUGGAGUAGUAGGUUUCUUAAUUUGUCUGAGUGCAGACCACACAGCGGGGGUUUUGACAUUCCUCUCACUAACCUCUCACCACCCUGUACUCUAGAGAAUCCUCCUUGGCUCAAUUAUAAACCCCCUAUACAAUCCUUUCCCCUGUUGGGUCUUUGUCCACACAGGAGUGAGUUUCCUGAGCCAAACUGAUCCAUCAACAUUCAUGAGAUGGGCUGACAGAAGUGUUUUUAACACCUUUGGUUAUGAGCAGAGGCAGCGCCAGAUGUGCUGUGAACGCAGCUCAAACCUGAACACAACGUGGUAACAUUACGGCGUGGUAAUUUUUUGAGCAGAGAGAACUCGGCUCCACAUCAGCAACAUGUGGCACCUGCUUUUUAAGGAGCUAACGUACCUUUUCUGUCUUAUUCAAUGUGUCGUCACGCGUGGGUGUGUGUAUGUUUCAGUGUGACAGGCUCUGAACACAUCCCUGCAUAUGUGUAAUGUUUGUAUAUCUGCUCGUGUGCGUGUACCUACCUGUGUGCGACCUUGUGCAAAAGUGUGAUAGGUAUCAGUGAAGGUUUCCCACACCAGUUUAAUCUGUUUAUCCUCUGAAUAAGAUUGUGAAUCAUUACAAUGCAGAGCUAGCUGCUUCUAUCUGCCGGGAGACUUCAGCUGCUUCCCAGUUUGUUACAGAAUGUUUCACCUUACGGGUCCUGGAGGGCUGCGGUGUCGGCUGCUUUUCAUCUUGCUCUUUUAAUUAGUGACUGAUUCAGAUCUGGCUAGGUGAUCCCAGUGUCUGGCCAAUCAAUGAGGGAAUUAAUGGAAGCGCUGGUGCGGGCAGAGUCAAGCAGCAUGGUGGCUUUGCGACUACUGGCUCAAGAUGGGAUGAGAAAAUAAUCCAGUAAAUGUUACUGUGUAAAAAAAAACUAACAACGCAGUAAUUGUUCUGUGCCUUAACAGGAUUCUGCUAAAUUCUGAAUAUUCCCAGACUUAUUUCAACUGUCGCAUCACAUCUGCUGGGAAUUUUCCAUCCAAUUUGUACCUGAUUUUAAUCUCAAUGCCCGUUUGAAAAAAAAUAACCAUGAGCCGAGCGUUUCAUUCAUGAAUAUACAGUAUAUUAUGUAAAUGCACGGCAUGAAUGCAGGUUUGUUCUCGAUGAUUGCACUGCACUGAUAGCGCUGUAAUAUUGAAGCUAUUUUCCCCAAACCACAAAGACUUCACAGUUUCUGGAUGCCUGUCUAAAGGUUGAGCUGUGAGAAAUUAUUCCUUUUAAAACAAACAUAAUAAGAUAAUCCCUCCAGUCGUGCAUUAUAAGGACAGCUUGACAGAGGGUUCAGGAAGGAAAAGCAACAAUGGAAAACAAUUUACAUGUACAUUAGAUCCAGUAAAUUACGUGGUAUUAUAGUCAGCCAGAGAGCAGAGGGGGCUGGCUGGGGAGCAGCGCAUCAGACCUCUGCUCCUCGCUCUAUUAGAUGUCAGGUGGUUGAGCUGGAGAAAUGAAAUAUUCCCUCUCCUUGGCCAACCUUAAAGAAAGCACUUCUAUUAUAAAAGCAUUGGCAGUGGCCAUACAAACUGUGUAGUCUCCUUACCAAACCAUUCCUUUUCAUUCAAGCUGAGUUAGUGUAGGCCAGUUAGCUUGCUGAAAUAAUACCCUGCACUAUGUUAGCUGAAUUUCUAAUGCGAGAUCUCCAGACACCAGCCUUUCCACGUGAAAGCAUAUGACCUUACUGAUAUUUAUGUCUGAGCUCUCAUGAGGGUAGUAAACUGUUUGUAGCGGAUCUUUUCUGAAUGGAUGUGUGUUUGUGUGUGUGUGUGUGUUUACAUGUGUGUGGGAAGGAGAAGAUUAAAUACAGUCAGUGGUGAAAUAUUGUUGUUUAUGCACUCUCCCUAUCGCUGAAAGUAUCCUGUAUGUGUGAGUUCGCAAUGUCCAGAGGAUUAAAUGAAUGACAGGAGGUUGAGAGAUAACAUAUACAUACUCACGCGCACAUGCACACACACACAUACACACACACACACACACACAAAGUGAAUUAUCAAAGAAGCCCAGACUGAGUUACAAAGCAAAGAGAAACAACUGACAGGCUUUUUAUUCCUAACAGCUGAUUUUUCUCUCAGGUUAUACAAGUUCAUUUUUAAGCAUUACUGUAAUUACUAGACAUGUGUGAGAUGAUAUAAACACAUUCUCUGUUAAAGUAAUUAUACACCCUGAGCUAAAAGCACUGACUUAAGAGAUGAGAUGUAAAAACGUCAAAUAAUUCACUGCCGAUCAUCUAUAAAGGAUAUGAUUUCCCAUCAUUGCUUUUCAUGUCUGGUGCACCAGAAACCACAGAGGGUUUACCACUGAAACAUUUUCUUUUUUGUGAAAAAUGAGGUCAGAGAGUUGUCAGCGCUACACUGAUGCAGGGUCCAGGGUCAGCUUCAUCUCAUUUCUAUCAAUCCAUAGAGGCAAGAGAAACAAGGAGUGUCCUCCCAUUCAAGUAAUGACAUUUAUCUCCUGAAUGUACGGAAGUCAAGUCCAAUUAAUUGACAGUGUCUCUUGGCAGAAGCGUUUAAUCCAAACCCAUGAAGAAAUAUUUGAAUCAAAGGCGAGAUACUUUGAACCUUGGAGUGAAGCGCGCUUUGUGUGACCGCAUGGAAAUUAAAGGGACUUGAAAUGUCAGAGUAAAAAAUGCCGUUUUGCUGUGAAGAAACAUCAAAGUGAGACGUCAAGGUGACUGUUUGGGUUUGCUCUUGUGAAAGGUUACAGAAUACAGAGAGGACAAAUGCAGACUGAAAUCAGAUGUCAUGUAAAGUCAAUAGGGGUUUCACUUUCCUCUCUCCUGUAACACGGCGCUUUAAACAAAGUAAUAAUCUAGAUUUUUUUGCGGCCUGGAGGUGCAAUGACAUUUCAUUUUAAAACCUUCUGGCACAUUUACAUGUUCAGAAUAACUGAAAGAAAAGCAUCUGUUUUAAUCUUCUUGGAUAAAGUAAACAUCCCAUCGGAUAUUUAUUUGCCCCUGUGCAAAUGUCUCAUAUUUGUAAACCAUAAUUUAUUUUUCAUACUCGCUAUCAGCAAGCCCCUCAAAUUUAACUGUUCCACAUAAAAAACGGUGUCACUUUAUGAAAGCGACCAGCUCUGAUCUGGCUAUCAGCCUGUGGCAUGUGUAAUCUAUGAAUACUGUGUGUUGCAUUUCCCUGUGAAGUAUCGGUGUCACAAGGUUUGAUAGAUGGCUCAGACUCUGCCACCAGAAGGGCUUAUGAUGACCGUGGCUAUCAAGUCCAAGAGAGGCAGCAGAAGCAGCAGGCUUUACUACCGCUGUUUACAGCCAUGCAGUAAAAAACACACAGUACUGUAUGUCCUGCUGCUGCACGCUGCGCUGCUUGCCGAUCACUCUGCACACUCUGCACAAUGGGAACAAGAGCCGCUGCCUGCCUGGUGGCUCUUCUUCUCGACAGGGAUCAAAGAAAUAGAAAGUGAGAGAUAGAGAGAGAGAGAGAGAGAGAAAUGAGAGGGAGGAAGUAAGGGAGGGGAGGAAGCAGAGAAUGAAAGAAGUGCAGGACAAAGACUUGUGUGAAGGGACAGAGUUGGGGAGGGCUGGGGAAGAAUAGGCAUGGAGUUGUGAAAGAAAAAGAGAGGAUAGUUAGUGAAAGUGAGAUAGUGAACAAAUAAAUGAAUGAAUGAAUGAAAGGAUGAAUAAAACGAGUGACCGAAUCAAAUGAGUGGGACAGACUGAGUGAAGGAGUGUGUCUGAAAGUGUUCUCGCGUCUGUGUGUAUGUGCGUGUGUAAGUCAUGUGUGAGUGUGUCAGCGAGUGGAUGAGUGGCUGAACAAGUACAGCAGGACAGAGUAGAAGAGAGAGAGAGGGAGAGAGAGAGAGAGAGGGAGAGACAGUGAGAUUGGGAGAGAGGGAAAGAGAGGGAGAGAGGAUAUGUUCCGUCAGAGAGGACACACUCCAGUGGCUGUGAUUGAAGUAUGGGCCAAUUAACACGAGGAGCAUUGAGCUCCAGCUGCACUCUUCUCUUCAUUCCUCCGCUCCCCCACACGGCCAUAUUACCCCGCACGACACACACACACACACACACACACCCCUGCACACACAUAGACAUUGAUACAUUCACAUAUAUGCUCACAGUGGGCACCACACUGUGCUGGCACUUUAUCUUAUCUCUCGCUAUGGUGCAGCUAUGGAACCAAGGAAAUUACAGAGGCUACAUGAAGCAGUGUUCUCACACUGCGGUCUUAGAUGUGGACAAAUGCAGGGGAAAAAAGAAGAAGAACGGAAAGUCUUCUCUUUCAGAGGAAUGUUUUUUUCCUCUGUACUUACAGAGACUCAAAGAAGCACAGCAAUGUCUUCUAUUGUUGUACAGUACACUACAUAUUAGCAUGCAUAUUUCAGAUGUUCUGUUUAGCGUGGAAAACUGAACUGGGCUGAUUCAGUACAGCUGGUGCCACAGGCAGCAGGCAGCAGGUCCAUCUCUCUGCAUGACUGACUGGAAUGAAGCAGCAGAGCUCGGAUGUGGAGCAAAACACAACCUCUGAACACAACACGUCCACAACUUCCACACUCCAGACUCCACAGACCCUGUCCCCAUUCACAUCUCCCCAGCAGAGCUGAUGCAGCACAAGGCCUGGCACACUGCCUCCAUUAGAGUUCAGUGGGAGAGAGGGCUCAGAGGUGUGGAUGCCAGCAACGGGCUCACUCCUCUUCGCAACUCGCUUUUCCAGAGUCACCGCGGGCGCUCGACGCAGCUGUAGCAAGUAAAGUCAAUGGAGCAGAGGGGAUCUGAAACUCUAAAACACUGGGGUUGUUUUUCUACCAUCACACUGACAAAAAGAAUCAAUUUUUCAUAUUUUGUUUAGAGGCUAUACAAGUUUUUUUUUUGAUUGCCUCUGUGGUGUUUGCAGGCUUCACCAUAAUCCUCUAUAGAGAAAUAUACCUUCAAAGUGGUUGAUUUGCCUUCAGCAACGCUAAACUUCAAGCCUGUUUUAAAUUUUAAAAAAGUGAAGGAGCUGUCGCAGAAGCGGUACCCCGUGUAAGCAUUAAUUACUACAGGUAAUAAUUUGGAAUCACACUGAGCUCAUUAUGCGCCGUAAAUGAAACGUUAAAGCAGCGAUAUGAUGAGAUGUUUUCUGAUUGAAAAGUGCUGGCAAUUUUGGACGAGAAAAAGGAGGCUGGCUCGUCUGCCUGAAUGUUUUCUCUCUCAUCUUUUUGAUUAGCUGUCUCUGUCAGCGGGAGAAUAUUCCUGCUCUUAAGUGCUCAGUAAAUAUUCCUCAAGGUGUUUUUAGUUUGCUUCUAACAGUCACUGGCAUGAACGCCAGCUUUUGUGCUGCUGUAAAUGCCACUUUCUUUGCUUAAGAUGACAAACUAAACAGGCUCAGCAGAAAACUAAUUGUCCUGCAGAUGCAGGGAGAUUCUCCUCAACAAUGAAGCCCACAAUACAAAUACUUUGGUGGAAAUGUUAAUUAAAUUUAACGAUUUAGACAGUAAAUUAUUGUUAAAGGUUCCUCAAGGUAAAUUCAAAGCUUAUAAGUUUUAAAGAACUCCAACAAAAUACUCUGAUUAAAAUGUUAACUUUCAAUCCAGUGACAUAAAGAAAAGUAAAAUGAAUUUCAGAAAAUAUACAUCUAUGUUAACGUAUUAAAUAUAAUAUAUAUAUAAACACCUCAGCUGUCACAGGGGCUGAAACAAGCACUGACAGCUUAUGGUUUUUAGCUAACACCUUUCUUCGAGUGCCCUUUGAGCUCAGAGUCAACCUAAAAACAUUUGGGUCGCUCUGUUGUGAGCGCUGCAGUGAUCGCUUGGAACAAGUCUUGCACAACGGCAGCUUUUGCUUGUGAAGAAAUUGAUGGAAUAACUUCAGCACUGAAAUAUAAUAUCCCAACUCAGUCACCAUUAAUAUAUGUUUAAACCAUGGGAUCUCAACAGCUGAAUAUGAUCAGAGAUCCAAUGGUUUCCAAACACCCGUAGCUGUAAUCACUUUGGCUCACUCAGAAUUACAAGAAAAAGCUUGUUUGGAUCCCAAAGAGGAGUUGUGAUGGAAACAAGAUGAUUUUUCCCUAGUUGCAGUGAUAAUCAUGUCUGUGUAAUACCAUUUCAAAUGCAUUAGCAAGUUGGACAUGUUGCCAGAAAUGUACUGAGUUACUUCUGAACAAUGUCAGCACGCUAUUUGUCUUAUCCCUUUGUCUUUGUGUAUUGUUGUAAUCCACUGGGGAAACAUGAGAUCUUGAUAAUAGCGGGGGAUCUUUCCACUCCUCUCUCUCUCUCUCUUUUUUAUUUUUGUGGUGGCGACCAUGACAGCAGCUGUAUGGGUGGUAUGUUGUCUGGUCUGUGUGGGAACUUCGCACCUACAUUAUGCCCAAAGUCCUCCAUCUGCUGCUCCAGAGUUUUACCAUGGAUUCAAUUGGUGAUAUACAGUAUACCAUGAUAACAACUGCACACACACACAACUGCGCACACACACACACACACACACACACACACACACACACACACACACACACACACACACACACACACACACACACACACACAAAUCUCUAAGGCUAUUCUUAACAAUAAGGCUACUCAAACUGACAGCACAACCCAACAAUAAUAUAUGCUCCACAGCAGCACAAAGUUCUCCCAGGACACUCGCAUUUAACACCCCACGGCACGCGCACACACACACACACACACACACACACACAGACAUACACACCUGUUGCUGGGCUUGGCCUCUUGCGCCCGUCAAUUUUUCUUUAUGAAGCCUCCUUGUAGCAGGCUCAGAAACAUCUUUAAUUCAUUGUUCUGUGGGGUGUACACACAGUCCAUUUUUACAGUAACAAGCUUUUAGCUUUCCUACACACCAGAAAACUGAACUUUUCAUCCUUUAUGCCUGGCUAAAUGGUGCUUUCUAUCCUGUCAUCAACCUGUUUCAUUAUCCGACCAGUUGGAAGGUCACUUACGUAUGGGAGCAGCCGCUGAAACUGCAUCCCAUAUCUGUGUCGUAUCCUCAACCUGAUGGAGACCCCAAAUAGCAUGUAGAUGCGCUACCAACCACAUUAGCUCUGCUUUAAUUGUUGUUCAAGAAAUGAUUCCGAAGUUAUAAACAACAACAACAAAAAUCAACUGUUACUGUCAGCUUGUAUGGCGGGGCGACACCUGGUCCUAGUUUGCAGAAUAUUUGGAACAGCACCACAAACUAGGGCUGUCAACAAAUAUUCUAAAUUCAAAUAUAUUAAAAAAUACGAGAUUCGAAUGUGAAAAUUAAUAUUUGAAUAUUAAAUAAACCGCAGGAAAAAACUGAGUGGGAAAAAAAUGAAAAACAAAACAAAAAAACCCCAAAACAAAUUAAAACAGCAGCUGCUUUGCGAGUAAGCGCACUGUAACAACAGGUCAGGGACAGGUCACAGGAGCUGCACCUGCAGUGAGACUCGACAAAAACCGUCUGUGGCACAUGCAGAGAGAGAUGGUGGGAUGUUCGGAGCCAAGCUUGGAGAGAGUGGUCUGGACUCCAAUGAACUUUAGAAGCUCUGUUUGGAAAUUUUUCAAAUUUAGGGCAGCAGACAUGGUAGACAGAAAACAUGCUGAGUGAAAUCAAGUUAUAUGCAAGGCAAGCUGUGUAAGCUAGAUAUUCAAAUAUGAUUGAACCUAUGUGUUAUUAUUAAAACAAAUAUUUGAACGUCAUUUUGGAGCAAUUUUGACAGCCCUACCACACACUGAGGCUGUAUUUGUUGUGUUUGGAUCAAAGCUUACACUUAUAGUCACAUCUAAAUGAAAAUGGAGACGUUAUAACAACAACAACAAAAAAAAAACUGAACAGAAGUAAAGGAUUAAGUGAAUGAUCCCCAGCUGGGCAGAAUCAGUGCGGUGUGAAUUUGUGCAUCUUUACACCCCUGCAACCAUGUUAUACCCCAUAUAUCUAUCUCCUAAAUAAUUCAGUACUACGGGAUGGUUAGACCCUGAACACGAGCCUAAAGCACACAUUUUUAGAAACAACAACUCACACCUCCAACUGAUUCCUCUAACACCAAUUCUGUUAUGAGAAUACAACCUCUGUAGCCCAUCUGACUAAUUGAUCUCAGUUUAAACAUUCCCUGGGUUGUUGGAAGCCCCUUGACAAAUAUAUAUGCAGUAUACACUGAAUUGAAUCAGCAGCUGGCACAAAGAUGGGAUCAUUUGUAAAGCUAGAAGGGAGAAAAAUACACUUAAAUUUGAACAUUUGCAUUUUAACAAAAGACUCAUUUAUAGUAGGAAAUCAAAUGAAACUGUAAUCUUUUCUCUGUUUCCCAUCCUCCUCUCCCUUCACUGUGGGUUUGCUCACUGUAAGCCCCCUCACUGCACACUUUUCAUGACUCGGUUUGCAGAAUUGGACUACACAAUGACUUAUAAAGUAUAUGUAGAUGAGGUUUUCAUAAUGAUUUACUUGCAUGUUGCUGUACUGCAGCAUGCCUCAGCAAGAUGUUGCAUUUGUGUGUUGGAUUACAGGCAGAUUGACUCGCUGCAGGGAAAGUGGGUACUGUAUACUUUAAUACACUGUGUUCAUAGUUCCCACAAGGCUCACUGUGAUGGAAGGACACAACGUAAACACCUCAUGAGAGUGAAAUACAGUGACAGGCCAAACAGUAAAUGGCUCAAUGCUCAGCACCGUAGAAAACAGCUCCAAAUGAUACAAUGUUUCGUAUUCCUGCAGCCUCGUUUCUCUCUCAUUUUCUCUCUCCCUGUCUCUGUUUCUGUGUCCUCCUCAUUCCUUCCUGCCACAUCUUCCUUGCCUUAAAGAAAACAAAAAAAAAACAACAAAGCUAGUUUUUUCUCUCCUCUCCCCUUCAUUAUUACCUUCUCUUUUCUCCUCUCUCCUACUAACAGGUCUGUCUCUCCCUAUCUCUCCACACCUCCAUCUCUCUUUUUUUUUUACCCGUAUCUAUCCGCCUCCCCUCAUUCGCCCUCUCAUUCGCCCUCUCAUUCCACUGCUCUCUCCUUUUUUCUCUCUGACGACCACCACAUCACACACACAUCACACACACACACACACACACACACACACACACACAUACACACACACACACACACACACACACACCUUGUCCCGUCACUCAAAACAGGAGGUUGGGCAGUGUAUUUGUUUAGGCCAAACACGUAUACACACCCUUGUAAUCAAUAUUUCUUUUCCUGCUCCUCUACUCACAUAUUUUGCACCAUCUCCCAACAUCCCUACCCACUUUGUCCUCUCCUUUUCUCCUUGUCUCCUUCUUUCUUACCUCUUUACUUCAAACCAUCGGCGAGUCAAUCACAAGUCAUAUCAACUAUACUUGGAGAGCCUUUUUAUUUUGUUCAUUUAACAGCAUUCUCCUUCCUUGCUCCGUUCUCUCAUCCCUCCCCUGACAUUUCUCUUCUCCCCUCUCUCCUCUUUUUUCUUUCUUAACCUAAAUGACUCAUAAGAGGCAAAGAACUGACGAACUAUGACAAAGAAAAGCAAUCCUGGAUGAAGAUGUAAACAGAGGGACAGGAAAACAGAAGCACAGUAAGGUAGAUUGACUUCAGAGGGAAUAUUAUGUCAGCGGGCCACUGUUAAUCAAUACGAUUGUGUUUGGUACCUGGAGCCAUGAAAAUUGGGAGGAGAGAUGAGGAAUAUGAAAAGCCGGAGCCGAGAGAUGGAGCGAGGAGAAAGUGAGAAGGAAAUGGAGAGAGGGAGGGAGGGCAGUUGGCACCAGAAGUAAAUUGAAAAUGAUGUGCUGUGUUUUUGUGUGUGUGUGGUUCACAUAUUAACCCUGCUAUCUCCCAGGUAGUCAUUAUCUUCCUGUUGGGUUGUUUGUGCGAGUGUGUGCGUCUAAGUUUGUGCUUUCUGCAUUAACCCUCAGAGCUCUCAAUCAUUGAGCUGCACUCUGGGUGAGGUGUUCUCAGGCAUUCAUCGGGAGGCAUGUAUGUAUAUUCAAACGCUUGCAUGCAUUUGUCUGUGCGCUGCUGCAGCUGUGUGAGGGCGAGUGUGUUUACAGUGAUCUUAAUUGUUGUUAUCAUUCAUGCAGCACAAUAACCACCUCCGCCCCCAUCUUUGUCUCUGUCUGCUAUUAACUCUCUCUCCCUCUUGCCCUCCUUUCCUCUAACGGCCGGUUUCUAUUUUUCCUCAUAUUGUUCUUUUUCAGCCCGCAGCCUAAAUAGCACCCAUUUCAUCUUCUCACUGUCUUGCUUUCUUUUCCUUCUCUCUAUUGUUUUCUUCACACUGUUUCUCUAAACUCAUCGUCCAGUAUUUUCUCCAACCAAGCUAACUUUUAUUACCCGAUGAUUGAAUUCAGAAGUCAUUAUCAUCUUGCCUGUAUGCAGUUCCUGAUGCGUUUCUGUCUUCUCUUUCUCGAGCUCUAUCUAAAAACUCUAUUUUCGCUUUCUUGCUACCUCUUCACCUCGUUCUCUUCUUAAUCAUUCUUGAUUUGAUUUGAUGUCCUCUGUUCUGGACACCUAAGAAAAAAAAUAAGUCUAACUAAAUUUUCCUGCUUCUCUUUCACCUCCUUCUGCUAUUCUUUUCUGUCUCUUUUUUUUUUUAGGCACCCUCUCUUAGUGCGAUAUAUGUCCGCCUCCCCCCCUCGGCAGGUUGCCAUGGUCGCCAUACCUACUCUCUCUCUCCUAUUGGUCCUGGCAGAGUGGGCAGGUCUGGUGGACGCCUCCCCCCACCUCCUGCUCCGGCCCAGCCCACGGGAGCGAGAUGCGGGGGCCAUGAUGAACUUCAACAUUGCCGUGAUCCACGCCGGCGCUACGGUGCAGGCAGAGGCGGCAGUGGCGGGCCCUGGGGGAAGGGUGCUCUACCCCGGCUUUGGUCGGGUGUACGGCUCCCUGGGGGAGAGCGUGGUCACCCAGUGGGGCUCUGCUAAUGUCAUCUGGCUACAGGUUGGACAGUACCUCCUUAACCUCCUGUUCAUUCAGCCUGACUUAGAGAACAGAAUUACUAUGAUUGUCCAUUAUUCACUCUCAUUUUCAUCACUGGAGCUGAAUGGGCAGUACUGCCGAAUAAAGCGGGCGUCUAGCUCUGCCCUCUGACCACAGCUCGUAUUGUUCACUGGAUAUGUCAUACAGAUACCCUCCAUAUGAAUUAUGGCGAGUCAAUACUCUGCCCUCAAUUCUUUUUGUCUCUCUUUUUCCUCUCUCUCUCUCUUUAUUAUUUCCCAGGUGAACGACAGUAGUCCUAAGACUGUUCUGUCCCAGCUGUGUGAGCUGCUGGCGGCGCGGCCCCUGCAGGGUCUGGUUUACGAAGAGGAAAGGCCCCCUCGGACGGCCUGGGGUCCUUUGGCCCCCAUGCUGGAGUUUGUCUCUGCGCAAACAGGACUGCCUAUAGUGGCUGUAGGAGGGGGAGCGGGGCUAGGGAGGAUGCCACAGGUAGGAGUUGGGAGGUGGGGAUCUGGGUGGAAGUGUGAACAGUGUGUGUAAUUCUGAGUGUUUGUGUGUGACUGGUGGAGAAAAAAAAAAUCAGAGGAAUAGAACGUAAAUGAUCAAGAUGUGUGACGGCUAAGGUUUUAAUAUCAAUAUAGUAAGAGGUAGGGAUGGGAAUUGAUAAAAUUUUAUCGAUAUCGAUGCCAUUACCGAUUCUGCUUAUUGAUUUGAUUCCCUUUACGAUCCCCUUAUCAAUAACUUUCUUUGAUUUGAAAAAAAAAAAAAAGUAGACUAUAGGUUUUCACCAUUAACCCCAAAUUUAUUGAGUCUCUGAUAACAGGAAAAGAUGUAUGACACCUUCAGUGAGAAUCUAAAAAUGAUCAGACAAAAAUGCUAUGUGUACAGCAUUUCUGGCAUGCAUUGUGCUCAUGUUAACACAGGACAUACGUUAGGGUGACCAUAAUCUAAAUCCCCAAAAAUAGGGCAUUACUAUGCGGGGCGGACUUGUAUGCGAAACUCUGAGGGUUUUUUUGGGUCAGGUCGAGUGUUUUUUAUGCACUUCUAACUCAGUUAAAGGCAUAUUCUGAAUUCCCAAAGACAGUGCAUGUAUGCGUGCAUCACGUCAGUGCCUUUGCUUAGAAGUGGGCAGAGCUGCAGAGAGCACUGAUGCGCCGCACUGUUUUAUAAUGAAUGAAUACAUGUUCCGGACAUUUGAAGGAUUUUACAAACUCCCCCCGGACAGCCCCCCGAAAGAGGACAUGUCAGGGUGUAUGGAGGAUGUAUGGUCACCCUAACAUUCGUACCUUCCAUGCUGUGCUGAGAUGGAGCAAAGGCAGCUGACAACCCUCAGAAAGCAUUAAAUACAUGUGACUCCUUAUAUUUGAUGCCGUGCCCCUUGACAAAUGUUUCAGCAUGUUGCUGUUGUUUCUACCUUUGCAUGUUAUCACUGCUCGAUCAACGUUGCACUGUUAACGUCUUUCUUAGUAAAAUCAAGCCACGCUUUAGAUCGUUUUUGCAUACUUUUCGUACCAUCCGCCAUGUUUUAUUCUCUGUCUCUGUUCCCGUACACUGGCACUCGCGAGAGCGUUUUUUAAAGCACCCGGAAGAAAGGAAUCGUUAAGAUAAAAUGUAAAUGAUGUUGAUGGAUUGAACCAUUUGGAACUGGUUUUCAACAAGAACCGGUUCUCGAUUCCCAUCCUUAUUAAGAGAAACGGCGCUGAUAAGUGUGUACUGUAUAUCAAAGCGGUGUUUUAACUGCACUUUAAGCAACGUAGAAGUAAAGUGCAAAAGGUUAGCUGCUUAUACUGCCAUAACAACUUACAAUGUCACAAUGUCAUGCAUUCCUUCUGUGAAGAAAAGGUUUGGGGAAGUGCCGGUGGGACGGAAGGGAAGUUGAAGGUCAGGGUCGCCGAUCUGCUGAAACUCUGCAGUGUUUGAUCUGUAAAUGGCACCAACUGGGGCUGUCGCUCUGCCUCUGAUGUUCCUUGGGGGAGGCAAUGAGCAGACAUGGGUGUGUGUGUGUGUGUGUGUGUGUGUGUGUGUGUGUGUAUGACUGAAUAAGGAUGCUCUGUUUGUGUGCAAGUGUGUAUGCACCAGAGAAACGAGUGUCACAUGCUUUUCACCACCAAAAGAGGGAAAAACAGAAACAAAAAGCGUUGCAUUUUGUGCUUACAAAUAACUGUUUUCACCAUUUACUCUUGAGGAAUUAAAUUGUAGCACUUUGAUGAACUUCCUUUGAAGAUGUACCCUCGCCGUCUUCAUCCCCCUCCCCAUCCCCAGAACAGACUUUUAGAAACACUCCCCUCUGGACGUCAUAGGAGAAUUUGUGCAACAAUCCUAGUUGUUUUAGCCCUGCAGCUGCACAAGUGCUGCUUCUCUACAAAAACUUCAAGCCCCAUGAUGCCUCUUUGUUGUGCAUAAAGAUGCAGCAGUCUUAGAGAAAAUGCUUUUUGUUACUUACUUCCUCACUGUAUUGUAUUUGCAUUUAAGACACAACAACAACGCAGGCCGACUAAAUGUGAGGUUUGACGCCCAAUCUGCUGCUCUCUUUCCCUAAUCAGGAAUCAGGUUCCAUCUUUCUCCAGUUCAGCUCCUCUACUGCCCUCCAAUUAGAGGUCAUCUUUGAGGUGCUGGAAGAGUACGACUGGACAGCCUUUUCUGUGGUGUCCACACGUCACCAUGGCUACCAGGACUUCCUGUCCGUGGUGGAGGGCCUGACGGACGGCUCGUUCAUCGGCUGGGAGAAGAAGAGUGUGGUGAUCCUGAACGUGACUGACGACCCUGGGGGGGCACGCACGCGCAGGCUGCUGAAGGAGAACGAGGCGCAGGUGAGAAAGGGGGGAGGGAGGGGGGAGAGGGGGGAGGAAAGGGGAGGAAGUGCUGCAAGUCUAAUUGGGGGCCCCCUUGACAAACAGGUGGCUUCCCAGCUUUUUCCUUCCUUCUUCGUCUCUCCCUCUGUCCCCCCGCAUCUCUCUCCCCUCUCUCCUCUAUCCCUCUGUUCUUCUCUUCCCCUCCCAUCUGCCAAAGGCAUAAAGAGUUCAACGGUACAACCGAAAAACCACGAGUCAACCUGUUGUGCUGGCUGGUUUUUUAUGCCGCACUAAAUGAAGAGCUCUGUUCAACCUGCUACAAAAGUUAUCCACUUAAUAUAUCGGUUCUCAAUUUGGCAUUGAAGCAGCGCGAAGGUGGAAACUUUUCAACAACCGCUUUCUCACAUUUAUGGAUGGCAGGCUGCUGUCAAAAAGACAAACUCAGCCUUGAACAAACAAUGAAACAAAAAUCUAUAUCGAUCCCUGUUUGAACUAGAAACCUGAUCUUGGCUCCGGUGGUGAAAGAGAAUAAAAACACCCAGUUGUAUUAACCAUUAAGCUAUUUUUUAAACUAACAGAUAUCACAACAAGAAUACCGAAUGAGUGUUUGUUUGUAACCCUCCAGAGUCUUAAAGCUGUCUCAAUCAAGUGAGCUCCCGCUGGAGGUUCACUUUUGUUUAACCUCGAUUAUUAGACCUUGUGAAAUAUUCAUGGCCACAUUAUUCCAUCAAAUAAUAACAACCAAAUUAUUUUUUAACAAUUAUUUGAUGCAUCUGUGGCCAAUUUUGGCUCAGUUGGCGUAAUUUGAAAACUCUGGGAGCUUCCCUGAAAACAGAAGUCUAUCAGUCCAGAAACAUUUUGGCUCCAUGAUAUUUGUCGGUUAUCAGCUGUCUCACAAAGAUGAAGACUGAACAUCAGAAACGAUAACAAAGAACUCCAAGCGAACCCUCUGCCUUUAUAUGCAUUAAAAAAAAUAAGAAAUAGAAAUGUGCAUAAGGCGAGCCUGCUUGGUUCAUUCUGUUUUGGAGACUUAGCUGUGUUAUUUUCAAGGCUUGACAUCCAGGUCCAAAUGUUCUACCAAAACAAGUUUGCCCUUUACACUUUUCUGCAAGUGUGCCAUAGAGGGUUGUGAUUUGUUUAAACAGAUACAAACAAAUAGGAGAGUUUUUCCCUUACUGCAGGGUUAUGUGUUGAAGACCUGUGUCUGGCAGCUCUGAGAAUUUUGAAGUAUGGGUCAGGCUGUUCAGGAUUAGUGAUGAAUGACCUGCUGGUACUGUUAGGCCUCUGCUUAUUAGAAAUGUGCCACUCCUUUUUCAGUCAUAUCCAACAACUCCCUCUUUUCUCUUUCUGCGUAUCUAUCUUUCCAUCAAAGGAUUUGUUAACAUGAUCUAUUAUUCUCAGAUUAUUUGUGUGGUAAAAACACAGAUUUAAAUCGACAUUAUUCUGACCAGAAUGACUUGUGGUUUUAGCUUGUACCUCUAGUGUGUUUCAUUCUUACAUACUGUAUGCUUGAUCCUUCUCCUACCCCUUUAGCCUGCUUCCCCUCCUUUCCCAACGUCUCUCCAACUUCCCUACUCACUUCCAUACCCACUUCCCUUGUCUCAUCUUUCUCCCCUCAACACUUUCUGUAUCUUUUCUUACCCAGUCAUCCUCCCUUUAACCCCCUCUUUGACCUCCUGAUCCUACAGCUCAAUUUUUCACUCACCUCUGUAUCUUUAGACUCUCAUACUCCACUCCCUCCUUUCCUCCCCUCUCUGCCUCUCCCCCCCUCCUGCAUUUCUUUGCCUGGAGACAAGCUCACUCUCCUCUGCUGCUUUCCUGUUAACCUCCAUCUCUGUUGGCUAUCUUUCAUUCCUCCGCUCCAUUCGUCCAUUUCUCUCGCUGAAUGUCUUACCGGCCACAGUCUCUGCUCUUUGCUGGCUCGGUUUAGUUUGGGUCUCAAUGUCAUCACUUAUGUCCCAGCAUGGCCACUGCAGCUCUGUGUGUGUGUGUGUGAGAGAGAGAAAGUGUGUGUUUUUGUAUGUGUAAGUGUGCGCAUGUGUAUUGGAUUCCUUAGACUCUACUCUGCUAGUGUCACUGUUAAUGUAACACACUGCCUGCAGCGGGUUGCCUAUUUGCAGUGCUCGCUUUCUAACCUUCUUGCUUUUCACAACAGUUCCCUUCUUUAGCAUUUCUCCUCCUGCAGGGCUAAUAAAUGCUUCUGAUUGCUUAGUGAUGUAGUGUAUGUUUGCAUUACAUGCCUUCUCUCUUUCUUUCUCUCUUGCUCUCUGCCACAUACGGUAAUGCUCGGGUCUCUGGGUCAAUUCCUUCUCAAAUCUCUCACUGCCUAUCUUUUGUUCCAUUCCUCCUCCAGCUUCUGCCGUGUCAGUAUUUCUUCUGCUCUCUCUGUCUCCAUUUCCCGUCUUUGGAUAUCAUGUGUGUGUUUAUAACUCUGAUUCUCUUCUCCCCUCUUUAAUUCGGUCUCCCUUUCUGUCUGUUGCCCUCGUCCUUCCCUCAUUCCUCCUCCUCCUCCUCCUCCCUCUGUCACUCUCAUUCCCUGGCUAAUUCACUGGAGGUUUAUUGGCACACAGGCAGGAUUGUUUUGCCAAGCCAUUACAGUUCAAAAUUCAAUGAAUUCUCAAAAUGUGCUUUCAGUCUGUUUCUUCGACUCCCUGUUCUCCUCUUCUUCCACAAACGGGUUAUCUUUGUCUUGUUGUUAUUCGACUCCUCUUCGCUUCUUUCUCCACCGUGUCCUUUUAAUGUCUUUUCUAUCAUUUUUAAUUCUCUCACUCACUUUCUUUGUGGGUAUUUGUCAGCAUUUAACUCUCUCCAUCGCUCUUUCUGUUCUAUCUUUUCUUGUCGAUCCAUUUCCACUCUAACCCUUUAAAACCCUUCAGUCCAUUUCCACACUCCCUGCUCCUCUUGCAGCUAAAAAGCUCACACUGUCACCGCUCUGUAUUCUUCUCUGUUUUCUUUUCUCUCUUAAUUUUUUUCUUCCUUCUCCUCCUCUCCUUCUAAACUGACUCUAGUACCCAACCCCUUCCUUCUUUAAAAAAUCUCUCUUCUCUUCCCAGGCCUGAUUUCACCACGUCACCCUUUGCUUUCCUCUGUCACUCCUCCUCCUUUUCUAUACACUCCCUUCCAUUUUUCACCUCUAAUUACCUCUCUACAUCUGCUCAUUUCACCCCUUCCCGUCUCCCGGUGUCUUCAGGUUUUUUCUCCACCCUGAUUUAAUAACAUAUGUCAGAGUUUAACCUCUCCCCCCUUGUUUUCCCUUGGGUGUUUUUUGUCUUUAAACCCCUCUCUCCAUUUCCCUGCUCUGCUAUUUUCUCUCAUUUCCUUUCCCCUUCUCGUUUCGCUCCUGUUUUCAUUAUUCAUAACUGUUUCUUGUAAAUUGCCCGAGCUCAUUAAACGGUGACCCGUAUUGCCUCCCUCCACCCCUGGUUAGCACACAUUACAUUCAACCAUACAGUGGAGUUCUCUCCCUGAACCAUUUGCCCCACUCCUAUGAGCCUUAUCACAUCAGCUUACAGCUAUCUGUUCUCUUUCCUCCAUGUUUCCUCUUGAUACAGCCUUUUUCAUCCAACCUCUCCCCCUCUCUGUUCAGGUGCACCUCUGCUCCAGCUCUAUCUGUCUCCCCUUACUUCUCCCACCCUCUGUCUCUUUCCUCCACGUCUCCCCUGUCCCCUCCUUAUCUCACUAGCGUGUAUGUGUGUGUGUGUCUCCCCUCGUCCCUGUUCCCUCCCUGCCUUCCUACUGUACCUCCAGGUACGUUUGCUGUACUGCUCCCAGGAGGAGGCCGAGCUGGUUUUCCGAGCUGCCUGGGCUGCAGGUCAGGCCGGAGCCUCGCACAUGUGGUUUGCCGUGGGGCCGGCUCUCUCAGGUUUGGGCAUGGAGAGCCUGCCUCGGGCUCUUUUUGCAGUGCGGCCCCAGGGGUGGAGAGAUGAGCCUCGCCGGAGGAUUGCUCGGGGUGUGUCUGUGCUGACUCACGGGGCAGUGGCCAUGCGAAAGGAUUACGGGACCACAGGAGGGCCAAACUUUGUCACUAACUGCAUGACCGACGCCAAUCAGACCCAGAGACUGCGAGGCAGGAUGAGGUGAGAGGGAGGAGAAAGGCUUUGGAAGAGAAGGAUGAAUGGAAAUAAAGGGGGGGAAAAAACGAAUAGAGACAGAAUAAGGUGUAUUCCAUUAAAUGAGCUGGUUCUGAGCCAGAGCGAACUGCGAGGUUUAUGGGUGGAGUCGGUUGAUACUGUGUCAGAGAGCAGGCACAGAGGGGAUAUCUGAAUUUGGAGCUGGCUAUCAUCCAUGCAAAAUAGAUGUUGUUGGUGCGUGUAGUUGUGAGUUGGCAAAAUUACCCCAGCAUCUGUAGCAAGCGGACCAUGUCUCAUGUAUAUUAAUGAGCCGGCCUUAAUAUAUUCCUUGUAGGCUGUGCAAACAGGCAGCAGCUUACUCUAACAGGUAGCACAAGUGAUUCUGGUAAUUAUCUUGGUUUAUUUUCUACACCAGUCAUUCUUGACUCACAUACACACCAUAGACAUUCGAAUAAAUAAAAAAGACAACACCGAGGUUAGUCGGUUUGUAAAUGAGCUUAACUCAAAGAAGUCUGCUGUAGUUUUUAGUAAAUGGAGCACAGCACAAACAGAGAGCAUGUUUAAGGGAAAUACUGAAUGUGCACUUCCUUCUUUGUCGAUGAACUAUCUCAAGAAACAGAGGGGGAAGAUGUUUUCAUUUGCAUUUUUUUGCACUGCUACCUGCUGUUCACUGUCUGUAACUACAAGCUGCUGUUCCAUAUAAGACUCCCUCCCUCCCUGUCAUAGAAAAAAACAUCAAGUUUUGGGUUUUGAAGCCAACAAGAUGAAACAAGGAGACAAUCAGAGGGUCUGUCCUGUGUGAUAAUCAAACUGUAGAGCUCACAGCUGAUUCAAAGAGCAGCAGUUGUUCGACUUCAAAGGACCUGACAUCUUUACGUGUCUGAUCAUUUGUCUGUAGAUAUGAUUAACAGACAAGCCCCUCGCCGUCACCAAAGAUGUGCUGUGACUUUGUUUCAAGUGGAAAAUACAACAAAACAGGCUUUCUGUUGAAUCAAAACAACCAUAUGAUUUCCAUUCGUUCCCCCUAGAAUACACAGCUUACUGUCUGCUAUAACUUGACACUUACUGUCUUUAUUCUUCCUCGGUCUCCUCCAUUGCCAUGCAGAUAUUUCAGCAACAUCACGCUCGGUGGCCGAGACUACUCCUUCAAUGCUGAUGGUUAUCUGUCCAACCCCUUUCUGGACGUGAUUUCCUGGACACCUGGACGCGGAUGGGAAGAUGUAAGGACAUGAGAUUAGUUCUUUAUUUCUUAUAGUGCACUCUUCUGAUUUUUAUGAAUGGUUUCUGAUUAGCAUUACACAAUUGCUUUUUUACACCUCUAAUAGUGUAUUCACCUACAAGCGUCAUUUUGUCCUCUCUGAGCGAGAGCAAGGACAGAAGUGCCAGAAGCAAUUGAACCUAGAGCGGCUUUUUAUGCUGACUUGAGCAACAUUAUUGGGUCUUCACCUCUUCAUGUGAGCUAGAGAGGCAAAUUUCUGCUGCACCAGGAUCUGAAACAAGCAUAUGAACCUGACAGUGAGGAGAGUUAGAUCCCAUGGCUGUCUUUUUUCAUGUAAAGUUCAGUGUGGCUCUCGGUGCCUGAGGCAGAGAAAAAUAGCUGACUGUUGACCGCUUGACCGUACUUUGUCUGCUCCUUCUGUACUGAUCAGGUUCUGCUGUCUCUUUAUAUCUGUGCUUUACAGGUUAUAGCACACUCACAAAAUACCACAAAAGCACACAGACAUCAAUAUCUGCGAUGUCUCACAGAUUUUACAAACUGUUUAAAGAUUUGUAUAAUUCUUUUUCAUUCCAUUGAGUAUAUACAAGUUUGUGAGGACAAUGUCAAUCUGGCUGAAUGAGUAAUUGUAAGGCUUGACCAAGUGCCCAAAUACACUACAAUGAAGCAAUAAUUAAAAUAUAUCUAUAUAUAAAAUCAAAGACUAAAGGGUCACAUCUUUUCAGGUCUGUGCUACUUUGCAAGAUGUGCUACAUGAAAAUAAAAUACAGUGUAAAUAAGACAAACAUGAAGGAAAGACAAAUGCUAAAUAAGCAAAACGGUAGAAAAAAUAUAUAAAUCGCAAUAUAUCGCAUCGCAAUACUCACUGUAUUGCACAAUGUUAAAAAUCGCAAUAAUAAUGUAUCCUGAUAAUAUUGUAUCGUGGGGCCACUAGGAUUCCCACCCCUAACAUCUAUAAUGUGUUAGUUCCUGAAGGCUCCAGUUAUAAAGCAUUACCAUCAUUUGUUUGAUUCCAUAUUUAUCAAUGUGACAGUAAAGUGGGGUUGCUGCACAGGUUUUAAAAGAAGAUAUCAGACUUUUUUAAGACUUUAAUGCAGGGCUUGACAGUGCGACCGUUUCAUUCGAAUUUGCGACAAAAAAAAUCAGCCGAGUUCUUUUCAAAUAAUAGUACUUAAGUUAACCAAUAAGACACACCUCUUUAUUUCCCUAAUUUGUCCUCUAAAAAUUUUUGUGUUAAAUUUAAAAGCAAAUUUUAAAAAUUUUCUUCAAUAGCGUCCAUUACAUGUGGGGCCACUUGGGAAAUUGAUUUCAAACAAUAGUACUGACCAAUAGGACACACAUUAUUUGAUCAAUUUUCAUGUGCCCCUAAAGUUCUUUGCGUGCUCCUUACUUUUUCAACUUCGGAGCACAUGUGCUCCUUGUGAAAAACGUUAGUGUCAAGCCCUGCUUUAAUGAGACCCAAACAAAGACACUGUCAUAGCAAUGUUGCCCUUUACUUAACUGUGGCAUUUUUAACUACAAAUCAACAUUUAAAAACUUUUUUCGCAUCUUGCAAGUUGCCGAUAAUUCUGGUUUUGUCCAACAUUUCCCUUUUUAUUUCAUCUUGACCCAAAAUUCCCUUAAACCUGCACUUUGUGAAUGCAUACCAAAUAUGCUGCAGUCAACACUUAUAAGUGUCAUAUGAACAAUAAAUUCCACGAAAAUAAAUUAAAUGAAAUCUAAAUGCAAACUUGACGGUGUGCAUUUGUUCUAGUUUUCAGAGAUGUGUCAGCCAAAGAGCGAUCUGAAGUUUAAGACCUCACUCAAGGAAAAAAAAGAUAAAUAAAUAAAAAAAACCUCUGAGACAUUUUAUGAACUUGAAUUUUAAAAACCUAAUUUGAGGCCCUUCACAGGAACCAUGAAAAGCUGGGAGCUCACAGUUCAAGUUGUUCAAAUCAAAAGGCGAUCCUUUCAAGCUCCUGUGAGGAGUUUUUUUGACAUUUAUGAAAUAGACUGAAAUUCAUGUUGAUGCCUUUUCAUGAUAUCCAAAGGCAAAUAAGUCCAUCAGCAACAAGACUGAUGUUUUUAUUUUCUUAUUAUUAUUAAUGCCUGAAAAACUGAUGCGAGGGGGUAGGUGUCAGCCAAGCAGCUCGAGAAACAACGCUAGAUAUUUACUCUAAAUAACACAAUUGACAAUCCAAAGUCAGCAGGAUGAGUUCUUUUUUUGUCAAAAAUCACUCUUGGAAGUCUUUACAAAUCAGAGUUGUUUUCUAGAUUUGUUACUGCUAAAAAAAAAAAAACCGUGAUCUAACCAUGAAGAAAGAGAAGCAUAAAUAAUAGUAUGUGUGUCAUAGAAAAUCAACAUAGAUCUAAUUCUGACAAUGUUUUUCAGGUGAUAAUUUCAUGACUAGAUGACUGUGUGUUUCUUAAAAGUGGGACAGCUGUCAGGGUAUUGCUACAUUUCUGAAUUUCUUUACAUAAAGUGACAGGGAGCAAAAGGAGGACUGGAUUCCAAGAGAGUGUCUUCAUGAUAAGGGUUUCAUUUUUGAGAAAAUCACUGGCUACUAAUCGUUCAUAUCUGUGAGACUUUUUGUGCUGUUCAUUCAGGGAGGAAACAAAGCGGUGUUUCAUUUUUGUCAAAUUAAACAUUUUGUCUUUGUUGUUAAACUGUAGCAUAAGGAGAUAAUAAAACUGGUCUCAAUUAUAAUUCCUGAGGAACUCCAUAAUUCAUUCUUGAGUGAGGGAAAACAUGCUCUUCCACAGACAUUGAAAAAAACAACUUUUGAUCAGUCAAAAACGUAUAAUUUCAAAGUUACCUCGGAUUUACCGACCCAGUGCUGCAGCCUCUCAAUCUCAGUUUUAUAACCAGCUGUAUCAGAUGCUACAAUUAAAUCCAGCAGCACAAAAAAACUGCAAACACCAGUGUUAGCUACACUCACAUAUUCUCAAAAGACCACUGGCCUCGCUCUCAGCACAGUCUCAGCUCAUUUCUUUGCUAAUUUGUACAUGACUUUGAAGAGGUGACUGUGGCUUAAUCCCCCCCAUCAUUGAAUGAUUCAAGUGAUGGUCAGUGUCAGGUGAAGGGAUUCUUUAUGCUUCCUGUGCACAUGUUGGUAAAUAAUAAUUGUUAUUUGACAGACUAUAAAUAUGUAAAUCUAUCACUGAAUCAGUAAGGAAAGUAAUCAAUUGCUGCAGCCCUGUAGUCAUGUAGCUCGCAGCUCAUACAUUUUAUUAUUAGUAAUUUUGCAGAAAGCGGUGUUUUGGAUUUGCUCUGUUGAUCAGAAGUUGCUGAUUUGCUGCCUGUGUUGGGAGGCUUUUAUCUGUAAAAUGAAAUGCAGAUUUAAACAGCGCUGCAGAUUUGUGGAUGUUAUUACCAUCUGGUUGUCGACCAUUGUUUUGCGCGUUUGAGUGUCUUGUCUGCAUAACCAUAUGCACAGUCUAGCAAGCACGAGUACCCCUGGCACGUCAUGCAUAUUCUGUAAAGCUGUGAUAAAUCUGUAGUAUGAAGCCUUGUCACCUGUUGGAGAUGUUUCUUUUUCUUUAAUACGCCAGGAUUGCACCCCUGUCAGGGUCAGAGGAGAAAGCGAUCCUCAUUUUCUCAAGCACACAGCAGUACCUCAACACCCCACAGUACAUGCAUCCUCGUAUACACUACAACUGCACAUAAUCACCAACGUCGCACAAAUACAAAUACAGAUGCACUCCCACAUUAGAUCACACACAAAUACACACACUGGUGGUUCUCAGCCUCCUGCUGUUUUUAACAGCCCACCAGAGUCCAGUCUCAGCGUGGCGUAACAUGCUGACUCCUGCCAUAUCCCUCAAAUCCCUUUCAAUUAGAAGCUCCUGUGCUGGUCCUUCGACUAUGAGCAAACCAAGGGUAAAAAACCCGCCCACGUCCACGCAAACACACAAACAGCUCUAACCUCCGCAGACAUCGACACGUGUGCGCACAAAUUAGGACACAUACUUUACGCUUGCACAUAGAUACAUAACACUCUUCUUGCAUAAACCUUAUUGCAGGCACACACAACACAAUGAGGAUAAGACGCCUGUAUCUGCCUAUUAUGCACAUCCACGCUGUUGGCUCUCCCUGAAUAUUUAAUGUUCUCUUUACAAUGACUGCACCAUUACCAAGAGCCUGGGAGCACCCAGCUUAGCUUACUGAAACACUGCAGACUUGUGCUUAAGGUUGUACAGCAUGAGCACGGCUUGUUUCAGCAAUAGAUCCAGCCAACUGAGGUGGAAAUUUCAGGAUAUUACUGGAAAUUAUUGAACAUGUAUUAAUGGUGCCCACAGCUGAUAAAGGAUAACAUUUGGUUUAAAGUUGUUACCAGUAAUAAAACUUUUGCUCCACAGCAGAAUCCUCUCUCUGCCUGGAAAAUACACCAGCAAUUAAAAAACUGUGACGCUGUAGUUUUUGGCUGUUCUUUUUCAGACAUCUGUGUGGUUCUCGGUUAGUGUUUUUUCUCUGGCUACUGGUUGGAUAGUUAGUUGGGUGUUCUUUUGUAAGCGCUAUCUGUUUCCUGUCUGUAUUUUCCCUGAAUGUGGUGUGACUGAAUGUCUGUUGCAAAGCUGCUGCGGUCGAAGCGCAGUCGAAAAUCCUGUCAUUGUUGCCACCUCCUCUUCUUAACUCUGCCAGCACUUGCACUACUCUGACAGGCAGGCUGCAGGAGGCUGCCAACUUUACUUUACUUUACUGACCUGCUUAAGCUGCAUUUGCAUUCUUGUGUGUUUAUUUUGACUGUAUGUUUUCAUAUGUUUAUAUAUGGUUUUCUAUAAGUAUACAGUUUUUAAGCACAUUUUCUAUUGUGCGUAUUGACUCUGAGACGCUUGUCAGCAUACUUAGACAAGACUUUUAUUGGGUGAUCAUGCCAAGAUGUGUCGAGUUGUGCUUUUGGAGGAAAGCUGACAAAACACGACUGGCAUUAAAUCUCUAUGGGUGUGGUUAAGCCUCAUGCUGCUUUCAAAUUGUCUGACAAUGCCAGGCGCCAAUACCCAACACAUGCAGAGUGCAUAUUAACAACGUAGAGAGAAUAUGAAAACAAUGAUACCGCCAAAGGGAUCCUUGACAGACAUUUUCAGGCCAGCAGUGGACACAGAGCAACGCUGUCUCAGGGCAUCAUCCCAAAACAGAUUUUACUGAUCAUACAUAAAGGGCAUUUGAAGCCAUGGCUACUCUCUCUGAGUGUGUGCCUAUCCAAUCAUUAAAAUCCUCCAAAAAUGUAUUUUCAUGCGAGGCUUUGAGACCCCGCAGAACUGCAUCUAUCGCCACAGCUCCCCCAGUCAAGCCUAUUGUUUUGUGGGCCAUAAAUCUAUAAGUUGUUUGCUUUCAUCACACUCAAAGCCAUAUGUAAAUUAUUAUUUUGUUCAAAGAGCGAUAUGACACCAGGGUAAAUUAGUAGCGCAAACAUAUCUGGAGAACCGCAGUAACCCCAUCAAUCAGUCCACAAAUACAUCAGGUAAAGCUUCCAGCUGACAUUACGAUGAAUAUUCAGAAGAUGGAGUUAAAAAAAAAAGCAAACAGAAAGUGGGAAUAGUUGUCUGUAUAAUGCCUGUACAUUAUAAUGCAAUGUGUAACCACAGCCCUGCAGGAAAUGGAACCUUUAUGAAGCUUUAUAUCAGAAGUUCUGCUUUUAUUGUGACAACCAAAAGAUGUGAAUUCAUCUUUGUAGUUUGUUCCCCCUCAGAGAAAUGAAGGGCGGACAUAUUUAGUAGUUUAAAAGACAGAUUUCUGCUGUGCAUCUUUGUUGAAUAGUAUUUAAAGUAUAUGUUCAGGGCCAUUGCACUGUCAGUGUGAAGCAAUAGAGAAAGCUUUUUAGGCUGCAGCUUUAAGUUUGUCUGUAACUACUUAUCUGUUUAGAUUUUGUACCUUAUUUAGUAACUUCACAUAAUCCUUUUGUAAAUGUUUAUUUACUUCAAAGUGUUUGGUCCACAUUAAGAGGUCAAUGGUAAAUCGGUGAUAGUCAAUGAUGGCAAUAGCUAAAUUUCAAAUGAAAACCCCCAUUACAGUGAUUAUUUAUGUCAACUUGGACCGUUUUAAGUAUUGCUUGACUAAUGCCAUUUGGAUUUGUGUCUAUGGGCUAUGCAAAACACAUGACUGACAGCCUUUCUGUCACUUUUUAUGUCCAUGCUAUGGCAGCUCUCACAUUAAUGUGCAACCAGUGUCAAUAGUGACAGUGGUGGUGGUUCAUUCUGUAGAUGUCUUUGCUUAUACAGAGCCAGUUAAGGAAAAGUAACUCGAGUUCAGGGGGGAUGAGAGGGGAUCCCCCCCUGAAAUGAAAAUAGUGAAAAUCACCCCCUUUCUAAAACGGUCAUCACAACUUUCCAUUGAGCCACUUGAGCCAAUUUUUGUCAAUGAAUGUGGAAAUAUUACUAUUACUAUAACAUUAGAAAUAUUGCCGCCACUUUAACUUUUCGCGGGUGUGACGGAGCGGCGUCCUCAGUGCAUGGAGCCACACGCACACGCACACACACACACCAAACAUUUCCCUCCCCGCCAGCGUCGCUAAUUCCCCACCAAACAGCGCUGCUUUUCCUUGGAUAGGGUACUCUAGGGUGCACAUUUAGAGCUCUCUCAGUUAACUUAAACAUACAUUCACAUAGAUAGUCAUCCCUCCACUUACUUGCAGGGCGUCCAUCCACGCCAUCAUGUCGGCUCAAGUUUCCAAAUGUGGAAACAGAUCGCGUGAUUUCCGGGUGUGAAAUAGGUGUGUAUGGAGGGUCAAAGUGGUCACAUGACACAAGAACUAUUAAUUCCGUUGUAGCUUGCCAUGUUAUCCCUAAAAGACUAAUGCUCCAUUGAUUUGUGUAAAAACUUAGUAAAAAUGGUUAAAACUUACAGAAAAAGGUCUAAAGUUUAAAAAUUGUAAAAAUGGUUUAAAUGUGGGGGAAAAAAAAAUCCCAAACUUAUGUAAUUAAAAACGCCCACUGGGAGGGGCUUAAAACAAGGCCUCCUGGGCCUUUCAAACAGACUUUUGUAUUGCUGCUGUUUUUUUUUGUUUGUUUGUUUGUUUUUUUGUCUCUUGAGUGAGAAUCUUGAGUUAGAAUGGAACUCUUGCCCUGUUGGCAUUUUCAUCUUUGCCUUGUACAUUUUGUAAAUAGAAAUUGACCUUUUUCUUUUUUUACCUUUGUUGAUAUUUUUGCAUUGCACCUUGGAAGGCCGGCUGUAAAUACUUUUUUUCCUUUUUAAAAAAAAAAAUGGCAGCAAGGAGCAGCGCUAGUGAUGCUGUUGCGAUAAAUCAGUAUCAUGGCCAAGAGACAAGGACCGCUCAAUCUGAGGGAUUAUGUAAUAUAAUAAUUAUCUUUGUGCUUUAGUAAAAAUAAAAUGGGUACACAGUUGGUUUCCCACCAUGUGCACCGUCAUCAGAACAAAAUACCUGUCCGAAACAACAAAAUCCACCAUCCCCCCUGAUUAAUUUUCACAACUCAACUACUGGUUACUCCAAUAUUAUUUUGACAUUAUCAUUGUGUCUGAAGACUUUUAAUGUUCACUCGGUACCAAAACUAUCUUAAAGUCACUGACUCAAAGCUUAAAACAAUAGCUUUUUAAGAACCUUAUAGCCAUCAUGCCAACGGACACCUCUUCCUGAUUUAACAUGCUAGCAAUUUGAGGCCAUAGAUAAACUUGCUGUGUUGCCUGGAGUUUGCGUUUGCGUAUUUAGCAGCAUGUGAAUCUUCAAUUUAAAGGAGAAAAAUGUAAAGUUUUAAGUUGCACAUUUACCUUUAGCUGCUACCUCGCUGCACUCCAGAUAGCUUCACUGAGGACGCCGGUUGUGAUCACAUGGACAACAGCGGUGUUUGUCUUCACACAGCAGGUUAAACAACCAAACAAAACAAGCACAAAACCGAGUGGUUUGCUGUCAUUGUCUUGUCGGUUUUGAGCCGAAAACCUCAGGAAAUAAUGUUGGGUUUGAGUUACAGGUGGCAGCUUGCUCUCCUGACACAUCUGAGACCGACCGUAGCACUCCUAAGAGAAAAAAAAUUCAUGUCUUCAUCCCCACCCUGGAAUAGAUUUUAAAUUAUUUUCAUGAAAAUAUGUAUUUUUCUGCUCGUCACCUGGCUAACAACUUACUUGAAUUGAUGUAAAUGAAGUUAUAAAGCAACAAUGUAAGUCCCGCAGCUAAAAUAGGAGUCUUAUCAACAUUAUGGGAGCAUUUUCCUUCACAUCGCAGUCUUAACAUUUUCCUGCCUCACUAUAAUAAAUCACUCUUAACAUUUACAUUCACUGUAAAGCUUUUAUACCAGCUUUUUUUUUCAAAUGAAAUUCUCAUAAGAUGCAGAAAAUAACAGCAGCACCUGCAUAAAGUCCUUUUCUCUGUUUCUUUUCUGUUGGCAUUUUCUCUCCACUCACUCACCCAGUCCAGUACUGUCAAAGCCUAUACCAUGUUUCUGUUUUUGUGGUUUCUCUGUGUCUCGUUCACUCUGCUCCUUGUCUGUUCAAACAUGCCUCGCCAAAACUGAUGUUUUUAUUUCUGAUCCACCUACUUCUAAUAUAUCUUUUGCCUGUUUCAUCAGGUAGGCUGGUGGGAGAAUGGUGUUCUCAGGCUUCGGUAUCCAGCCUGGUCCCGCUAUGGGCCGUUCCUUAAACCACCCGAUGACGCCCAGCACCUGAGAGUUGUCACACUGGAGGAAAGGCCAUUUGUCAUUGUGGAGCUUGCAGACCCUGCAUCUGGGACUUGCAUCCGUGACUCAGUGCCCUGCCGACGACCCCUUAAUGCCAGGUUUGAAUUGUUUUGAAUGUUAGAUAUUUUUCCAGAAUUACAGUUUUAAUUAGUGAAACUUGAGGAUACCUUUUUGAGAAAUGUAAAACAAACAAACAAAAAAAAUGUUUCCAUGAGGUAUUAGUGGAGAUCCUGCGCUCUCAUGAUGCCAUCCUAUUGAGGAGACAUCAAUCACCUAUCAGAACUGUGGUUUCUUCAUCUCUCGACCAUAAUCAAUAACAGACUGCUCUCUAGAGGAUCAGCAGAAUGACUCAGGGGUCUGGAAUCAGAUACGACCACAGUGGAGCUUUAUGGUUCAUCAGCUUCUGAAGGGAUGACAGCAACUAUCCUACACUGGUCGAUCAAAACUGUCACAGAGGGCUCGGCCACAGAGCUCCUUUCUGUGACCAUUUUCUCCUCUUUAGCUAGCUGCCCCUUUCGUUUUGUUCUUUUCCUGUCCUCUCAUAAUUCAUCCAGUUAAAAAAAAAUUUAAAUAUCAAUCAAUUUUUUUAAUUGUUCACCUCAGAAGUGCCAGGACCCAUAAAUGUCUGCAGCUUUAAAUUUUAUAAUUUUUUUUUCAUAUCUUUCAUCUAAUUGUCUGCAGUGCCAUCCAUGAGGGUGUGGCUCCCAUGAAGCAGUGCUGCAAGGGCUUCUGUAUUGACAUCCUAAAGAGAUUGGCCAAGAUUGUGGGCUUCACCUAUGACCUUUACCUCGUGACCAACGGAAAACACGGGAAGAAAAUUGACGGGGUUUGGAACGGCAUGAUCGGAGAGGCAAGUCAUUGUUUAUGUGUGUGUUGGAGUGUGGGAUGGGUUAUUGCUGCCUGCGGUUCCGCCUGUCUUCAUUUGUGAGCAAUGUGUUCCCGAUAUUAGUCCUGUGUCACUUUCCUAUGUGUGAAAUGUGUUUUUGUGUGCCGUUAUUUUUUUGUGCCUCUUCAUGCUUGUGUUGCAUUUUCAGUCAACAAGCUGCGAUGUAGCAUUCCCCAGCCUGUGCUCCAGCAUCCUGGGUGACCAGUUAAACACUAUGUGUCACAUCAAUCGCUGUGAGAGUUAUGGCCACUUAAGCACUGCCAGCAAUCGGGCAGCUGUCAUUUAUUACACACAUACUCAAACGUCUGAACACACACACAUACACACACAAAUGUACAGAUACAAAUGUAGAUAAUAAAAGAGGGAAGAAACCCAGAGUUACUCACAUUUAAUGGAUUUUUUCAUUUUGUUUGUCCAUUUGUGUUCGUUAAAUGCUACCCUGCUAACCUUUAAAACCAGUAUGUUUAUUUGUUGACACGUCCUCAUUCACAUAAACACUCAGAAGUACAAAGACACAUUAGCACACAUUGUCAGACACCCCCUGGCUGCUUGUGAUUAGUCCUUGAUAUUUUCUUGGCAACACUCUCUGACAUCUGUAAUGCCAUAUCAAGAGAGACACAGAAAUGCUGGCAGAAAGAGAAUAUGAACACACACAGACACACACACACACAAAAUGACAAGUGUACACAUGCUCACAGACAUACCAAGAUCGAUACAAGUGCUGCUGUUUCAUUGAAGCGCCCCGCUGUUUCUAUCUUUGUCCCAAAGGGAACUUGCUGAAUGCCAGUUGUCACAGGUUCCAAAACAGUUCCUCUGAGCUCUCCUGCUCAAUCAUUUAUAGCUUGAGCCCAGGCCAGAUCUGUCUGUCAAAUCUAUUUUCACAUGCAAAAGGCCAAGUGAAUUUUGUUUUCUCACACUAAUGUGCGGUCUUUUGAUCAGAUGCUCCAAGCCUGCCAUUCUUUGAUCAGGUAAUCCAGAGGCUUGGCAGGAUUGAGGGGAGGGGUGCUUUGCUUUCCACUUCACUUCAUUUUUCUGCUGAUUUGCUCUGAAGAGUGGAUGUGCCAUGUCUAAUGUAGAUUAACAUUUCACUUGUACAAUCAGCAGACACAGCGGUUUUCAGGUUUGCUAGAUGGUGGUAAAGAGGAGACAUGCCGGAGCUCAUUUUGUAUGCUAAAGAGAUGCACAAGAGACAAGUGUUCCAUAUUUGUACCAGAUUCAAUCCUUGGCCUCUCUCAUUUAGCCACGUUAGAGAGCGUACAGAGAGGUCAGGGGCCAGAAAUGUCGCCUUUUCACCUGGAAAUUAAUCUAUGCGGACUGUAAAACUUUGCCUCUGUUCAUUAUAACUGCUUCAAGAAUUACACAUAAUUAUAUACCUCCCUAACCACUUAUUCUUAUCCCCUUUAGGUGGUGUACAAGCGGGCCGACAUGGCCAUUGGCUCGCUGACUAUCAAUGAGGAGAGAUCAGAGGUUGUGGAUUUCUCGGUCCCUUUUGUGGAGACGGGAAUCAGUGUAAUGGUCUCCCGUAGCAACGGAACUGUCUCACCAUCCGCUUUCUUAGGUAAGAGGCUGUGUUUAUGUGAGGCUGCUAGCUGAUGUACAGAAUCUAAUCUAAUUGUAAAGUGUUGACUUUGCAUAAAAAGCCCCAGUCUUUUGCUGCUGGUCCUUACAUCUAGAUUAGCUGUUGCCUUUUUUCUGAGCUGCUUGCGUCUUCUCAACUCAGAGUUUCACUCCGUCAGCAGACUCAAGGCUCCAGCGGGAGAACUCUGUUAUUGGCCUAUAGACUGCAUUGAGAUGAUUGUAAAAAAGAGAGAGUGUUUAUGGACUUCUAGAGAAUAUUUGUGCUCUAUUGGCUUCUGUCUCCACUGUGCACAAGGGUCAUCUCUGUUUACGGAGAGCACCAUGUGCCAAGAAGCUUACCUGUUUUUGGAUUAGAAAAUUAUUAUACUCUUAGUGAAUAAUUAAAGCAGUGCACUGCUGUUUAAGAUUUCCUUAUGUAUUGUGCCAAUUCUAAUCUCCUGUCUUUUUUCUGAAGAGCCCUACAGUCCAGCUGUGUGGGUGAUGAUGUUCGUCAUGUGCCUGACCGUGGUUGCUGUGACCGUCUUCAUUUUUGAGUUCUUCAGCCCUGUGGGCUACAACCGCAGCCUCCAGACUGGCAAGAGUGAGUGUUGGGUCUAAGCUGUGGGUCUUUCUCAGCCUGUGUGUACAGUCUUUAGCUGGAUAAACACUUAACUCACUUCUGGAUGGUAUUUAAAAAUAUCAAAAGGACUUUUUCUCACAUUCAGAAUCAGUUUUGUUUCUUUCUAAUUCAUUUUUUCGCUGUGCUGCUGGUCAGCUGUCACACUAAAAAAUGUGUUUCUGGGCAUUUUUACUUAUAGACACUCUGAAUGUGCUGCUCUGAAUCUUUAACUGUGGGUUCGGGGAAGAGGAAAUGGUACCUCCAGCAUGUUGAACUGCGUCCAAAUAUCCUGGAUAUUGAAGUAGCCAUUUAUUAUUCAACAGCAUAGUUUGUACCCCUGUGAUAUUCUGUAUGCCUGAUGCCUCGGUCCAAUACCCACCCCGACUCGCCUCUUUUACUGCAUGAUUGCUGCGCUCUACAUAAUUUUACCUCUCUGUCAUCCUCCCAUAUAUCCCUCUCAUUCACUCUCAUCUCCCUCCUUCCUUUCUCCUGUACUGCUGUCCUAUAAAGGCAGAAGAGUUCGAGUCCUCUGAACGGUGAUUUGUACUGGGCGGUUUAAUUAUUUGUGAGAUCACGCAGCAGCUGAAUUGAGAACUGUCAUCCUCUAAAUGUAUAGUCACUACCUUAUGAGCUUUGGUGUCAAAAAGCCUGCCGGGCAUUUUCAUAUAUUGCAGAGGUAUUUUACAGAUCAUUCUAGGAAGUUUAAUUUGAAUCGUCUGCUUCGUCUGCAGUCAGACACUGCUGAAUACACUGUUGUGUUAUGUAUAGGCUGGAUUGCUGUCUCUUUCUGAAUCUUUUUACAUUUUCCUGUUUUGUCCAGAAUCUGGAGGAUCUACUUUUACAAUAGGGAAGUCUGUAUGGCUUUUGUGGGCCAUUGUCUUCAACAACUCAGUGCCAGUGGAGAACCCCAGAGGAACCACCAGCAAGAUCAUGGUGCUGAUCUGGGCCUUCUUUGCUGUCAUCUUUCUUGCCUCUUACACUGCUAACCUGGCUGCCUUCAUGAUCCAGGAGGAGUACAUUGACACAGUGUCAGGCCUCUCGGACAAAAAGGUACCUCGCCACUUGAAUACUGAUUAAGUGGGAAAAGCAGGAAGAGAAUUAAAGUCUUAGUCUGAGCCAAAUCCUGUGCAUUUGAGUGUUUAAAUUGAUUCAAGCACCGGAAAUUAGAAAAGAAUCAAAUCUUGUUUAACGUUACCCCAUUACCACACUUCUCAAAUACUUAAAAAAGGCGUUUAAGUCCACAGGCUUUUCUCUUUUAAAGAUUUGACUGUGUACGGAGUGUCGUAAGUUAGUCUGAAAUGUGGACAGAAAUAGGUCAGACAGAUUGGUGCACAGCCUGCUGUGUCUCAUGCCCCUUCUGUCUCCCUCCCUUGCUACCCUUUGCUCCACUAGUUUCAGCAUCCCGAGGAGCAGUAUCCACCUCUGAAGUUUGGCACGGUGCCAAACGGGAGCACAGAAAAAAACAUCCGCUCCAACUACCCAGACAUGCACCAGUACAUGGGCAAAUACAACCAGAGAGGAGUGGAGGAUGCCAUACUAAACCUCAAGACCGGGUAUGUGUGCCAGAACACAACUUUGUUCAUUAACUCACAUUUACAUUUAUCUUUGUCACCCACCACAUCUCUCUUUUAUUUUCCAGUGGCUGGUUUUCCAUUAAGGCGCGCUUUACAGAUUAUUGUGUGAUAAAUUAAGGAAGUUGUUAAAGUCGCUCAAACUUUCCUCAGGCAAUAUAAAACGGCAUUGUGCUUUGGUUGGCACUAUUAUUAUGCGCACAACACAAUUAAGAGCAUAACUAAGAUGCUCAUGUGACAAAUUAUUAAGUACAGAUUUAUAAAGAACAGGAAAAGACUCAAUUUACAAAACAAGUUGCCCUGCCAUGUAGAACGUAGAACAUUUGGGUUUGGAAAUAGCUUUAUAAAGGCAAAUAAAAAAGACAUCCACCAGUAAAAUGUUCAAUCAAAGUGUUGCCUCUCCAAACCCAAUAAAGUGCAGUGAUUCUUUAGAUUAGAUUUUUUUAACAAAUACUUCUCUCAGAAGGUGAUUUAUGGGUGAAAUGAUGAUUAUACCUUUAUCACUUUAAUGAUUAAAAACUGAAAUUAAAAAUGACACUAAAUUCUGGAAACUUUCAUUUUUCUUGAAAAUCAAAGUAUCCAUCCAAAUCCAUAAAGCUCAAGUGUAUGCAAGGCCAAUCAAUGAUAGAGGGAUAUUUUUUUUGCGUUGUCUGCUGAUGAAAUAUGAUGAAACUAAAAACUCUGACCACAGGCCAAAUUAAAAUCAGAUUUCGACAUUGGUCUGCAAUACAAUCUCACCCCACCAAGUCACUCUGUAAAUGUGUGGGAGUGAUUGUAUCACACAAUCUACUUAGAGUAGAUAAGGUUGCCCGGUUCUUAUAGAGUUGUAGAUGUUUAUUCCUUCUGAUUACGCAAGGGAAGGAUUUCUUUCCUCAAGUAGGAUUGCUGAAAUGCUAACCUUCUGUAAUUAGCAGUUGACAAUACAAUCGAGAUUGAUCGUGGAGAACGUAUUAACUGCAUGUCCAUUAAUCUGUCUAAUGAAAAUACAGCGUUUGCCAUGGUAAAUAUAAUAUUUACUAUGAUUUUAUUCGUGUUCUCGUUCUGUCACCAGCAGGCCAUCACACACAGGGGCAUUCUUUUCAAGUCUGAAUAACAUUUCACAUCUUCUGUCACACUUUUUGCCUUUGCUGCAGUGAUUCUCCUCACCUUUUACUCCUUCUCUCUCCUUACACCUUCACUGUUAUCUCCCCCCACCCACCUAGUGCAGGCAGCGUUUCCCUCUCCAGUAUUUCAGUGGAAUCUCUAUCACCCGUCAUGUGUUGGAUAAUCCCAGUUUACUUCAUCCUAAGCUUCUGUCACCGUGUCUCCCUCCCCGUUGCCUCGACACCACAAUUACAACCAAAUGUUAGCAUGCACAAAAAUAUAAAAAACUCCUGCUUUGGUCUUGUUGCCCUCUCUCUUCUUAUCUUUCUUUUCCUGUUGGUCCUCAUCUGUCCUCUUAUCUUGCCAUUUCUGUCUUUUGUUCUCUUCUUUUUUUGUCCAUUCAUUCCCCUUCUCACUGUGCCACCUCGGUGUGUCUGUAUUUAAACUUUAUAAUCCACAUCACUCUCUGGCUCUAUCCCAUGUCUUUUCCCCCUGAAGUGUGUAAAUCUCCCCCCACCCCUCUCUCUCUCCCUGUCACUGCACUCUCUGCACAGUAUAAAUCCCCAUCCCCCUCCUCCCUCUCCCUCCACCCUCCUGCUCCCUCUUACUCACACAUCUUUCCCUGAUAUCUGCCUUAUUUUAUUCUCCUUGUGUUUUCCCUCUUUCUUCAAAACCUGUUUUACUAUUCCACCCUUCUUCUCUUCUCUUGUUAUGAUUUAACUUUUCAUGCCCUCUCUAUCAUUCUCUGCGCCUGUCAGCCCUCUUUUUUUUUUUUGCACCUCAACUCUGUUCCCAGGUACAUCACAGAAAUCCACCUUCAUACCUCCUCCCGUCUCGGCCGCUCCCUCCAUCCUUCUGUUCCCUCUCCCCCUUUAAAUGAUGAAUGAAUUCUCCCUUCGUCCCUUUACAGGAAACUAGAUGCUUUUAUUUAUGAUGCUGCAGUAUUGAACUAUAUGGCCAGGAAGGACGAAGGUUGUAAGGUAAGGACUAACUCACACGGGCACUCUUGCUCACACACUCGGAUCAAUAUAUGUUUGCCUCUUGGUUAGUUUCUUUAAUAUCUGCACACUGUCCUUUCUCCAAGGUGAUGACCAUAGGCUCGGGGAAGGUUUUUGCCACCACAGGCUACGGUAUCGCCCUGCACAAAAACUCACGUUGGAAACGUCCUCUUGACCUGGCGCUGCUGCAGCUGGUGGGAGAUGGUGAGAACUGUGGGAAGGGGAGGGGAGGGAGGGAGGGAAAUAAUUAGGACAACAAGGGGCAAAGAGAAGGUUAUGGAUAAUAUGGCAGGAGAAAAAAGCGACAGAGAAGACCAAGGGUGGGGGGUGAAUGGAGGACACAGGGGGUAGAUGAAUAAGAGGAUCUGAAGUGGUGGAUAGGGGCUAUUUAAGGUGAACCCAGGGAUGGCUGUAAGGUGUUUUGAUUGUGACAGAGGGAACGACAGUGUGUUGGAGAGUGCUGAUGGUGAUACUUAAGGGCUUUGAAGGUCUCUUUAUUGGCGACAAGAUAGGAGGGUAAAUAAAAGCAGUGGUGGGAUGCAUGGGAAUAAUAUUUGUUUAUCUCAAGUAUUGCAAAAAUGGCUCUGUUGAUGAAAGUACUUCAACAGAACUCCUUCCCGGUUUUCACUCCUCACAAUCCAUCUGACUUCCUCUCUUCUUCUUCCUAUGCUGCGCCUGUUAAGAAGAAAAAAAGGAUUUAGAUUUGUGAGUCAGUGCUGUAAAAAAAGAGGGUCUUCACAACUUGUGCUAUGACAGAUUUACACUCAUUACAGAUUAGCAGAGACCGGCUCACACAAAGAGCGUGAGGAAGCGCGAGGAAAAAAUAACCGAGGAGAAAUGCCUGGAAAUACCCUGAACGUGAGAUGCAGGAAGGGUACGCAGGAGUGAAAACAGACGUUAAAAAAAAGAUAUGAUAAUUGAAAAACUGAUAUUUAUGAGAGCUUUAUUAGUUUGUCAGCCUCAAACACUUGUGUUAAGGAUUAAUGCGUAAGAAGAGAGUUUCAGAGAGGAUCUGUUUUUAGCACCAGUUGUCACAACACUAAUUCUUGAUUGUCAUUUUACACAGUCCGCCACACACAUUUAUUGUCUCAAUCGGAUGCUGCUUGUUUGGCUUUUUCUCCUUUUUUAAAUCAGCUUUGCUUAUGGCGUGGCGGACAAAGCCCUUUAGCUGUUUCUGGCGCGCAGACACUUUAGCUGCUUACACACUGAUAAUGCCAAUUUGGUGCCAAGAUCUAUUAAAUAAGGCUGGCGUCUGGAGCUGAAUUGUUGGACCUGAGGAAGGGUGUGUGUGUGUGUGUGUGAGUGAAUGUGUGUUUGUGCAGCAAAAAACAAGUGAGCCAGGACAGCCUUGACAUGCCAUGCUUGUUGUUUCGUUAAAUUCUCGGUGUAUGCCCUUGUCCUUGCGUCUGCUCUAUGCAGCACCAGCCCUCAACAUCAGCCGCGUACAGGGGGGGCUAGAUCUAGAGAAAGGGUGGUUUUGAAUGCCGAGGGGUCUAGUCUCAGGCAGGCAUUAUUUGAGUGGAUUACUAAGGAAGAGGAUUAGUUUGUUUGGAUGUGGAGGGAGGGAGGAAGAGAGGAAAGGAGAGAAGGGGCGAAGUGUGUCCUCAGAGGCUACAUCUCAACAACUGCCCUGCGGCUCAAGAACCCGGUGUCACACCUUCAGCCGGGCCCAUCGUGUCACUGUGUUACAUCAGUUUUGUACCUUGCAGUGUUGAGUCAUAUCACUUUACAACCGCAUUAAGGGGGCACUAGAGAUGUCCGGCAUUGCUUUAUUUUGUUCUCCCCGUUGCAGUCUCUGGUGAUUCAUACCAAAGCUUAAAGACACGCUCCAUUGAUCUCACUACAACUGCUUUUUUGAUAAGGGCAGAACUGCUGAGUUGCAAGAUUUUCCUUUUCCCUUUUAUCAGAGCCUCUUCUAUUUUUUGCACAGUAUCAGGAUUUUGAUUCCAAGAAUAUAUUAUUCAGUGAGCAGAUAUUAAAAUAAUGUGAGAAGCUGGCUUUGCAGCUUUGGGCUGGCAGACUGUUUUUCAGAAAUCUCGCAAUGAAUGCUUUGAGAGGUUUGUCAUGUUGUGAUAAAAGGAGGAGAUUGUACAGGUCAUGGUUUACUGCUCAACAACAACAACUGUGAAGCUCGGUGUCUCUGGACAUCUCUGGCUUCUCGCCACAUCUGGCACAUUGCAAAACCCAGAACAUGCACACAGACACUUGCAAAUUUGCAUAUGCAGGCACACAUGGAGACACACAAACAGUUUCUUUCAUUGAAUAAUGUCUUUGUGGUGAAUGCCAGCUCUGUGUUUGAAGCGUGCCAGCUUUACCUGACCUGACCUGGCAGAGGCGACAAAGGUGGAGUGUGGAUUUGACACACCUGUCAGAUUUGGCAGGCCUGAGCUGGCUGUGACUGAGAGGUAGAGACAACCGCCAUCACAAAGGUCUAAGAGAAGCUAGAAACAGGCGCUGUGAGAAAGAGUCAGGUAGUAAAAGAGGGAGCACAGGAUGAAUCACUGGGAGUCAAAUGGCAGGGAAGCCAGGAGAUGAGACUUAGAGCUUAGAGAAGGGAUUCAACUACGGCUUGUGAAGUCGACUCCAGACAUGAGACUUCCCGUUUAUCUUUGGCCGCCUGGAAGAUACCUGUAGUUUUCACAUCAGAUCACAUCAGUGGACACGGAGCAGCUGUUGAAGGGCAGUCCUGCCAAUAAACAUACUCCGGUUGGGGUAAUACUCUGGUGGGAAAAAGGGACCUUUAUGUCUCUGAGUUUCUGAGUGUGAAACUGUGACAGGGGUUGAGACCUGAUUUUGCCAGUGGGCUGCAGCACAGUGUGCAUCUGUUGCUUUAGCUGGGGGCCUCAGCUGAUUGGCUAAUGAUGUUCUACAGGAGACACAUUAGCUGGAUCGCACAGAUGACUGAGUCGGCCUCGUCUUAGUUAUGCAAGCACAGCUAAUGAUGGCACAAAUUAAAAGCCGGAGCUGGAGUUUGUAGAGCGGUGUAGUGCUGUGAGUGGAUGUGCAACUUGUCAGUUUCGGCCAUCAGAGCCUGUGGUGUGCAGGUAAUAAUUGCAGCGCUGCUCUUCCCGCUUAAGCUCUAAUUGUGACAGGAAGCUCUUAUUACAUGUAGCGUUGGAGAAUACUUCCUUUUAAUUCCAUCAUGAAUCAUACGCUUUGUCUUCUGGGUAUCAAUCACUAUGGUUACACCAGCAACCCUUGUAGCCAGUUACAUGUUCAGUUGGACAGCUUGGAUUCAUUAGGCCUUGAGAUCCUCCACGGAAGACAAAAUAGUUAGCAAAGCCGUUUGCCUGGUUCCUGGUAGGUUAACAGAUGGGAAUCUCAAAUCCCUCCGAGCUGAGCACCUUGAUGGAGAUUCUGACCAUCCCUCCAGCACAAUUAAAUGAUUAUGAUCUCCUCCCUCUGCCUCAGUCUAUACUCUGUUCCAUCCUACCCUAUCACUUCUCUUUAUUUUCACAUUUUCCCUUCUCUUUCUCUUCUCUCAUCCUCUUCAAGAUGAGGAGUGUUCCUGCUGUUAGUCAUAAUGACACAAUCUCAGCCUCUUGUCCUCCAUCUCUGCUCUCCUGGUUGCAGCUUCCUCUAACUCUGUGUCUCUGUGUCAGUCUCAUUUCCCCUGACGUGCUUGUGGACACAGAGAAUGCUGCUCCUUCUCCGUCUUUGCAAAAUAUUCUCUCCAACUCUCUCAUUACCUCUCUCCCUUUCUUCAGUGCUUGUUCAACCCAUCCCACCAUCUCACUGAGGCUCCUUGUAUCCCUUUCUCCUCCUCUCCUCAUUUACUCGAGGUUACAAUGUUGAGAUUAGGCUGUCGGUGCCAUUUUACUUCUCAGUGCAACUUCAUUGUUUCAGACUCUCACCCGCUGUCUCAGUCCCCUUUCUCUUUGUUGCUCUGGACACGGUGCUGCUAUUUGUAUUCUGACCUUUGACCUCAAGAAGUCACCUUGAAUAAAGGGCAAUACUGUAGACCUGAACUUGGCUGCUUAUUAUUAGCCUUUCAGUCUGCUUGUGUGUCACCUGUCGCCACCUAUUGUCCCUUCUAUCUAUCUAUCUAUCUAUCUAUCUAUCUAUCUAUCUAUCUAUCUAUCUAUCUAUCUAUCUAUCUAUCUAUCUAGUUUGACUUUCUCUUUAUAUAACAUUAUUUCUUUCUUCUCUCAUUCACCGUCCACUUUUUGCCUAUUUUUCUCUUUCUACUGUAUUUCUCCACUCUAACCUCAUCCCUUUCCUUCCGUCUCCUCCUUCUCCCUCCAAUACCCUUCCUCCUUUCUCCAGAUGAGAUUGAGAUGCUGGAGCGCCUCUGGCUGUCAGGUAUCUGCCAUAAUGACAAAAUUGAGGUGAUGAGCAGUAAACUGGAUAUCGACAACAUGGCUGGAGUCUUCUAUAUGUUGCUGGUGGCUAUGGGCCUCAGUUUGCUGGUGUUUGCCUGGGAACACUUGGUCUACUGGAAGCUUCGACAUUGCAUGGCCACCAGUUCUGGCAAAUUGGACUUUCUCCUGGCAAUCAGCAGGGUAAGUGUUUUUGUCUGUGUGCGCGCAAUGCUUUCUGGACUUUUGAGCGCAAGUCUGGCUGUUUUAUAGCCAUUCUGAAAAGUGUUUUAGGGGCGAAAAAGCCCAUAUCCAUAUUUUCUCCAGUAACUGGGAGCAUGAGAUUAUGCAGCACUUCUACACGAGGAUGAUACUGGAACUGGAAUGCUUUGCUCAGAAUCUGAUAAACACACAUACGUGAGCAUGCGUGCGCCCUUAUCUGUUACUGAUAGUAAGCGUUCGAAAGUGUGAGGUCUGGGGUCAAUUCAAUUCCACUCAGUCAAUUUAGGAGAUUAAUUGAAAUUCAAUUCAGCGCACAUCCUGGAUAUCCUGUUCCUUUGACAGUGACCUUGACAGAAGCAGGCUACACCAUAUGCAUGUGAUUACUGUAGCUUCACUUAAAGUAAUUUAUGCCAUUUUAGCACUGUCAUAGUCUAUGCAGUUGCAUAUACAUUUAAAAAAAAUCAAACAGUAUGCGUUUUUACUUUAAGUACAAAUGGAUGUUUAUCUAAAAAACAGCAAUCUCGCAGUUCUUUUAAAAACUGGAACUUAUUAGAUUGCUGUUGUAUGAUUUUCAUUAUUGUUCGCUCUAAUCUCAUUUCAGCCUCUAACUGCUUCUCAAGCACAUACAGUAAUGCAGUUUUCUCUGUAGAGUGUUGCAUAAAAUCUUUAGCCCGCUGCCUCUGUAGACAUCUGUGUUUUUCCUUUUUGCCAAUGUUAAUCUGCAUAUUUGUCCACAAUUUUGUGCAUAAUCCUUUUUUUUUUUUACCCCAGGAAAUACACUUACCCUCUUUCUUUGUAUGUAACUCUGAGUUGUGAUUCUAGUUUUUUCCUUGUGGUUUUUUUCAGGGCAUGUAUAGCUGCUGUAGCUUUGAAGAUGAAACAGCGCCAGGUGGAACUAAAACUUUGCCGACUCAUCAUACUGCGAUGGUUACUGUCCCAUCACAGCCACAUGUUGUCUCAACAUCUAUGACCAACCCAGCCAUCGCCAUGGCGCAACAGCAACAGCAACCACAGCAACAGCAACCACAGCCCGUCUACAAAACACCUCUACCGGGCUCUCCUCCCACCGUGGUGCAUUCUGGGACAGCACUGGGUCCCCCCAACACCCCCAUUUCUGGUGCACCCCUCCCUUGCUCCACCUUCCUGCCCCGACCAGACCGCAGACUGGCCGUGGUGGAUCGCUGGAGGCUGCCCAAAUCUGCAACAGCCACCAACCCAAUGGCUGUAAGGGGAGCCAUCACUGACAUGGGACCCUUUGCACAGAAAGUCCCACCAAAUUGGGCUUCAACUGCUGGAGGGGGUGGGGGACUUGAUGGUUAUAAGAGAUACUAUGGUCCCAUUGACCCUGAGGGACUGGGGCCCUGCAUGGAGCAGCAAGCAGGGUCUCAGACCCCCAAGACUAUGCCUAGGGGCCACCCUCAGCCUCCUCCAGCCAGUGUGGCCUUCUACUCAGAGAAGGGCAUGGACCACGGGGUGGGGAAGAGGGUAGUGGGAGGUGGCAGUGGAAGUCAGGGGAAAGGGGCCGGUAAAUCUCUGGGCACUCCUAGACUGCCUCCUAAGAGUCAGGCCCCUCUGCCUCCUACACCCCCACUGCCACAUCCCUCUCCCCCUCUCCCUUCAUCCUUUUGGAGGAAGCGAAGGCCCAAGAAGCCCAAAGAGCCUGGGGGGCCGCUGUACGAGAACAUUCUACCCCUGGGGCGGAGGGGAGGAGCACGAGAGGGAGUGAGGGAGGGAGGAGGGAGGAGGGCACGCCCCUUCUCUCCCCCACUCUCACUCCCUGUGCCAGUACCCCUCAGCCCCUCUUAUACCCCUCCAUCCCCUUCUGCGUCCUUGCACUACACUUCUUCGUCCUCUUCGACGACCACUUCAUCCACAUCCACGUCCUCAUCUGCCUCGUCUUCUCGCUCCACCUCUCCCACCUACUCUUACAGUUCCUCCAGGAGCACACGGGACAGGACUGGAGGAUUAGAUGGAGAGGAUGAUGAUGACGAUGAGGAGCUGACAGAGGAGUCAAGCCUCCUUCUCGGCAGGGGGAGGGAAAGGGAACGCUCAAUCAUCCGGCCUCGUUCCCUCAGCCACGGGCGCCUGCCGCCACCCAUACCCCCCAGAAAACCACGCACAUCCUGGGGUGACAGAGAGAGGGAGCGGGAGAGGGACAGAGGGGGCAGCCAACUGUCCCAGCUCCAAGAGUGGUGGGCAAGCUGGAGUGAAAGGGAGAGGAGUGGAGCAGGUGGAGAGAGUGAGAGGCAUAAAAGGGAAAAGAAAAGGAGGAAAGAGAAGGAAAAAGAGAAGAAGAAAAAGAAAAAGAAUAAAAAGAGGAAAAAGAGAGAAGAAAGGGAAAGGGAGCGAGAGAGGGAAAGGAAACGGCAAAAGUUGAAAAAGAAAAAGAAGAAAGCGCUUAAGACAAAGAAAAGAAAGAAAUCAAUCGGGGGAAGGCGGUCUGAGCCAGAGGAGGGAGACGUAGAGCAAGAGAGGGAAGGAGAGGCAGAGGGAGAGAGGGAAGGAGGAAUACAAGACUAUUCUUCCUUCUCUACCCAAUAUCGAAGCACACUUGGAGAGAAAGGCAGGGAUUCAUGGGAAGGAGACAGAGGUAGACGAGAAGGAGGAGACGAGGGAAAUGACAGGGAACAGGAAGACAGCAGCAGAAGCAGGGAGAGGCGUCCGAAAUCCUCACGGUCUCAUUCAAGACAUCAUACCCCAAGUAAGCGCUACCCCAACCUCAAUAAACUCCCUGCAUCAGUCAAAUUUUGGGUAAAUGGGAGGGGAGGUGAUUCUAACACUCCGCCGACAUCCCUCCAUCCACUUCUUCCAUCCUCCAAGAGGAGGAGAAGUGGAGGGACGGACAGAGAUGACAGUGGUAGACUUGGAGAGCGGCGUCCUUUAUUAAUGCAUUAUGACAAAGAGAAAGCACAGACAAGAGAAGGGCUGUCUUUCCAUGAGUGGGACUCUGAGGAUGACGAGGAUGAUGAGGAAGAGGAGGAGGAGGAAGAAAGGGACAGAGUAAGAGAGCGGGUGGAAGAUAGAGGAAGGAGAGCAGGUCGGGGAGCAGUUUCUGAGUCAGAGAGAGACAGGGCCAGAGCAGAAGAUAGCUAUUCAGAUGAGGGCUCAUCAGGGGAGUUUGGACGCUUUGAGAGAUACUGGGAAGGAGGUGCAGGGGGGAGCAGCACUGGGAUAGGAGGCAUAGGCGGAGGCGGCUGGUUCUUUGGUACCUACCCCUCCAGAGAGAAGGGGGGCAGUAUUAACAGCCGGGAUGAUUCCUUACUGGGGACUCGGGCAGAGGGAUGGAUCGGUGCUGAUUUCUGGGGUUCAGGGCCAGGAGUAGGUUGGGGAUCAGGGGGAGGGAGUGGAGGACUUGGCUCACAGUGGCCCCCACCCCCUGCAGCCUUCCCCCCUCCCAGGAGGUACUGGUCUAUGGACAAGAUCCCUGUGAAGGGAGAUAAAAAGUGGAAGAGUGGAGGGGGGAAGUCCAAGGGGCGAGCGAGGGACAGAGGGGAGGAAGCAGGACGGCCCAUCUUGUGCUCCUGUAGCCUUUACCCCCAACCACAUCCUUACCCACACCCCCACAGCCGCUCGCACACCUCCCACUCGAAGAGGGGAGCCACAGUGCUUUCCCAUAGCCAGGAAGAGCUUCUCCCCCACUGCCACAGCUUCAGUGGGGGUUCACGCCCAAAACCUCUGCCCCCCAAACCGGAUCCCAGUCAGGGGAAAUCAGGCAGCCAAUCUAACCUCAGCCUCAGCACACAGCCCACAGACCACCCACCACAGCCCUCACCGUCGCCCCCACAGCAGCCCUCCAUGUCUCCAACCGCCCUCCCGAUGCCCAUCCCACCUCCGCCCUCCUCAUCCUCCGUCUCACCACCAGCAGGGGUAGGGAUGGCAGGCCAGGGCCAGGCUCAGGCUUCAUCCAGUGCCAAACUCCAGUAUCAGAGACUACGCUCUGUGCCACAGCCAAGGAGGUUCUACUCCCCCCACCUGCCACUCAAAGCCAAGAGCCUCUGCUCACGCCGAGGUUCGGCCCACUUCUCCAGCCUGGAGAGUGAGGUAUGACAGGGGGAGAGGAGAGAGGGAGACGUGGGAGCGAGCACCACUGCUUUUGAAAGCCAUGGUACCACGGCAGCCGGAGACAAGGAUGACAGCAGAGAACUGGCUGCCCUGGUGUCCAUAGGUAAUCAAUUAGCGACCAUCACUGCGGGAACUAACAUGGACAGCAGUUCUAAUGCUAACACCACUCCGUGUGAGAGCAACGCCAACGCCACACGCUCCAUUGUCCGCGUUCUAGUGAAGGCGACAGUGAGACGCCACACAAGGGUGAGUUACAUCCGUUUGGAUGGUUCCCGUGAAGACGAGAGUGAAGGUGAGUCUGCAUCAGUGGGGAUCGCAGCACCUGAACUUCUUCUCCGCUCAGAAAUGAGCUUUGUGAUGUCAUCUUCGGUUCUCCUCCCCUCCCCGAGUCACAACUACGGAUAAGAGUAGUCUCCAACCUGUGAGUAAUGAUGUCAUAUUUGUACACGCACAGUACACACAGCGUUAACACACAUAUACAAACAGACACACAGACACACACAGAUAUAUGCUCUUAACGUCUCCCUCCCUCUGGCUUUGAGAACACACCUCGGUGGGAAGAGGAGAGACCCACCUACUCCCAAAAAGAGACCAGUGUUUGGUCAACAGACUCUGGCCCCCUGUCCACAUUGGCUGUUGGCUUUUGAACUGAUUGGGUGACUGCUUCUUGGGUUUCGGAGAGACUGCCCCCUUUUCCCCUUUUGUAAAAUCAGUUGAUAUGAAAAGCAAUGCAGUCAGCUCUCACAUGCACUCACUGGGCAGCGAGGACAGCGCUGUUUAUUAGCCCACAGUGACCUCAUGACACCAUCAGACCCAUCUAGCUCUACCCCAGGACCAUCUACGUGAUGUCAUGUUUUGCUAGAAAACCCUUUUAACCAGUCAGACUUAACAGGAAAUCCUUCUCGUUGGAGCUUGUCAUGUCAGCUCUGGUCCAACCAGAGUUCAAACACAGUUUAAUUAUUUAAGAACAAACUGAACUUUAAAAGAGAAAUAACAAUAAGAACAAAAAAAAAACAUGUAGCAGAUUUUCUUUAAUGUCUGUCUUUUCUUUGUUAUUCAGACUUUUCUCCCCAUAACCUCUUUUUUAUUCUAUCAAUAUAUUUCUCUCACUGUGUUAGUGUUUUAAUCAUGAGGAGGCUGGAUGUGGCUAGUAUUGGAAGUGGGAAUGACUGAAUCGCAGUGCCAAUUUUCCACUCAAGAGCUUUUAAGCUAGAUUCAAGUAAUUUAUUUUAGAUAAAGCCCUGUCAUCACUCCCCACAUGUGAGCAUUGCAUAAAUCACCAUCAUGUAAGUGAAUGAAGGGGAUGAUUGGUGCAAUAUCUGUAAUUGGCACUAGAUGGCUGCAUAAUAUUUAAAUAAGCUUUGGAGACAUUAGUGCUAGAGGCUUCUGGUGAGUUUAAUAAUUGUAGCUAUGUGGUGCAGAGGAAGCGGCGUGCAGCUAUAACCUUUAUUAUUUUUAUGAAAGUGGCCAGUCAGUAUUUAUUCUCGGGAAGUAAGGGAAUUAAAACAAAGAGCAGUGUAAUAUAAAAGCUCUCCAAGGAUAUCAUUGAAUAUCACUAUUAUAUUUUACCUUGGCAGAGUUUGUACGUUUUAGAUGGUAUGAAGCACAAUUAUUUAUUGUAUUUUUCAGACAUUUGUGCCACAGUGUAGCUGCACAAUCCACAGGAAACAUUUUCGGUAUUAUAGAGAGAAAACUGCUGAUUUUGUAUUAACUCAUGUUGCUAUUAUUGAAAAAAAAAUUGCUGUAACCAAGUUCGAACCACAAAGUACCGCAGACACUUGUGUGGAGGAAAUGAUCGUCUGCAUUUAGUAUUCCCCUUGGGCAGAUAAGACUGAACAAUAUACUGCAAAAGUUUCAACUUUUGAGGUGCAUACAGUAGCUGAGACUUCACUGAAAGCAGUCAGUAAUAACUCCUUUUAUCAAGGUUAUCAGAUGACUGUUUGUCUUUGAGCAAUAUUCCCACCUUCAAUGUGAAAGGGAUGCAAUGGCACGUCUGUUUGCUGUUUGCAUUGUAAUUGUUUUUCCUCCAGUUUAAAACGAGGUCAUAUGUUUCAGCCAGACACAGAUGCACCACAUCUUCAAUGAUUUCGCUGUAGGUGCAACAGGCUCCAUCUAAUUCGGUUGGAUGUGAUUAUAAUAAAUGAGCCUAAGUCCACAGCACCUGUCCCUGGCUGACCAAUAUGAAUAAAAAAUGCUAUGCGUUCAAAAGAGAGUGGUGAACUGUAGCAUUGUACCUCUCGUGAGCUGUGCCAAAAGCCAUUUACUGUGUAAACUGUGCCAAUGUUGCCAACAUUGCAAUGCAUAUGCCCUCCAUUUUCAUAAGGUCAACAUAUCCACCUCAUUUCUCACACUAAGACCAGCCACAGCCCAGCUCUUCUUCUAUUGUAGUUGAAUGUAGCUUUGACAUGAUGUAGCAAAAGAACACCUACUUUUAGACUUUGUAGCUUUUUGGAUGCUAUUGAUAAUGGCUAGAAGAAGGGGGGGUUGACCUGCUAUGUGAGGGACUGUGCGUGGUGUUUGUGCAUGUUGUCACAGAUCGAAGAGUUAGUCGACCUUCUCAAUUCCCCUUUUAACUCCUUUUGCCUUUAAGUUAAGGCAGACUGUACUUUUAUCUGCACAUGGAUUGCUUUCUUUCUAGGUCUACGUGGGGCUAUUUUUAAAACAACCUGUGAUUUUAGAGAAAUGCUUUUUGCCUUUACCCAUCUUUUGGAAAGCCCCAGAACCAUUGCAUGUUUAGCUGAAUGAAACCUCAAAGAUUUGUGGUGGGAGGGUUGUGUAGUUCAAUUGUAGCAAAUGCUUAGGACCCAGGGCAGCCACUCUACAGUGUGGUAGUACGCUUGCUCUACUCUGCACCCCAACAGUGGAAACCACGGCAACAGUUUGACUGCUUUCUGUGUAGUUGAACAGUCAUUUUCAACCAAUCAACAGGGCUUAAACCUGGUAUGUCAUUGAGCAUUUUUGAUUUCAAUUGAGGCGCUAAUACUUAAGUCUGUGACUGCAUGAACAGAAGUGACUCUUAAAAACCCUCUGGCUUAUUUUGUUUAACUAUUUUUAUUUAAUGCUGAGAAAAAAAGAAUAUAUUAAAAUAUACUAUGUUUUUGAGAAUGUACCAUGUUAUACUGUGAUUUAACUGAGAUAUUUUAUUGUAUUCAAUUAUCAUUUAAAUUCUAUUAUUUAUCUAUAAAGAAAUAUAUAUGUACAAAUAAAUAUAUACAUAUAUAUACAUACAGGUAUAUAUAUAUAUUAGUUAAGUUUGGUAUAUUUGGAGGAAGUGUUAGAUGAAAUAGUUUUAAAUGUUUUAGCUUUGUAGCGAUUCUAGACACUGAAAUCAUUUUUGAAUUUCGAUUCCUCCUAUAUGACUGUGAAGACAUUAGUGCCUGUGACAAAAAAGACAAGUAAAAGUCUAAACUCUCUAAUCAUCUGUAUCUACUAUAGCUAUCAGUCUGUCACUCCUCUCAAACUACCUAACAUCACGUUUUUGUCCGUCGCUGCUUUAACACAGCAGUAUGUUUCUCUCACACAGUCUGCUGUCUCUUCUGCUUUCUCCUCCUCAGUUCUGUCUCCUGGUUUUUCUUUAUUUUAAUGAGCUUAUGAUCAUUCUCCACCUCUCCCUUUUUGAAGAGUUAUCAUAUUUUUGAUCACAUCUCUGUUAAUUAACCCACAUCCAUUAUACCUUUGCUUUUUCCCUUUGAUCACUUUCUUUUUCAAUCAGCUCAUUUCUCUGUCCGUCUCACUUAGCAAAAAACAGAGACCAGUAGAUACUGUGUUCUUGCUCCUUUUGACUGAUUGUUGAUGAUGAUGAUGAUGAUCAAUUAAUUGAUUGAUGAAAUAAUUAAUGAACAAUGUUACUAUAACUGAUGUGACUGAAGUGUGUAUCUGACGACCAUGCCACUGUAGCAAGUCUGGGCUGUACCACACCACCAGCGAGCAAAUUAGGCCACAGUUGCUAUGGUGUUGCCAUGGCACUUUUACAGUGUUACCAUGGUGUCCUCCGCACCACCACCACCUGGUGCCUGCUGGGUAAUAUAGUAUAAUGUUCUUCACUUUUCUCAAAGCAGUGGUCAAAGAUCUGCUCUGCUCCCCUCUGCUCAGCCCUGAUCUUAAUCAGUGGGAGGUGAAAUAUUUAAAAGCUCCUCUGCUGAGGGAGCAACAUGAUGGUGAAGAGUCUGCUGAUCUAGACUGGACUGGUUUGGCUUGAAGUGGUCAUGAUCAAGUAUUGAUGUUAUGCUUAUCACAUUAUCUUAUCAUUUGUUUAUGCUGCCUGCAUGCCAUCCAAAAAGAAACAGGCUUCAUAUCACUCACUGAUAGCCUCCAACCAGUCAGCAGAGACAUGGUUUAUGUGUGUCCAUGAAUGUGUAUGUCUUAUGGUUUAUAUUGAGAAGGUAAAUGUAUGUGUAUUGCAUGCGCAUUGUUCAUGCAAAAGCCACUGCGGCAUGAUUCUGUAUUGCUCUCUGCUAUCCUCCUGUUUUUCAGAAUAACACACGCUCAUUUCGCCGUGCAUGCAUAUUUAACACACCGCGUACAUCAUUCAGCCAAUGAUCCUCAUCUUCCUCUAGCCCUCAGUAAGCUGCAAUCUAAAGCAUCACUUUAAGUAGUCUGAUCAUCCCACACAGGCAUAUGUGUGGCUUUGCAAACAUACACAGACACACGCACACACACACACACACACACACACACACACACACACACCAAUGUGAUUUACUUAGAGUGCAUUCGUUGUAUGUAAUUUACAUUUAUCUUCCUUUUGACUUCAGUUCAUGCACAGUGACUGUUUUGCUUGAGGUAACUGUCUGUCUCCAGUAUUGUCCCGCACUCUGUCUUGCACUGUCCUGUCUCCUCUAAUCUAUCAGAACCUGUUUGUUGUAGCCCCAUUCAAUUUGUUUGAUUGUACUGUGUUGCUCCUCUUUUGAUUUACCUUGUUGUCAUAAUCUGCUUUGGUUUAUUAGAUUUACUGUCUGGUCAGAUAUGAAUGAACAGUGAGUUGAAUAGUCCAGUCCAGCCUAGUGCAGCGCGCUCCAGGCUGGUCUAGUGCCUGAGACCCUUUUGCAGCCUCAAGUGUAUCUCCCUUCUCUGUCGACCCAUUUACCUGGGAAGCAAUGCGUGUGGUGCUCCAGAAUUCAAACAGGGUCUUCAUUGGCUGUAUCGGCCAUGAAUUAUAUCAAGGAAACACAGGAGCGCCACACGUUGCACUCACCAGGUUCGGGGUCUGCAUGUUGCACCAUGAAAAACUUAUCCCACCACAAUGACAGGGCACAUAUACCCACAGAAACCAGUGUGUGUUUUCAGCAUUGUACAAGGCCCAGUUCUGCCCUAGUAACCUCGCCAACUAUAGGCCUACUUAUCGGUUGCUAAGGCUGGUUGCUAGUAGGGUGAUGUUGCUCCUAGCCCAGACUGGUUUGGUCUAUGCCCUAAUUUAAAUGUGUUAGUUUAUUUGACAUUGUCUGUCUGGGGUGGGGCUGGAGGGUCAGUGCUGCACUUACUUCCUGAGAAUUGCUUCAUAAAAUCUGAUUCUCUUUAAUUAA
Molecule: messenger RNA, 60688 nt
Organism: Xyrichtys novacula (pearly razorfish)
Lineage: Eukaryota; Metazoa; Chordata; Actinopteri; Labriformes; Labridae
Source: the annotation of a GenBank genome assembly